Messenger RNA from Xyrichtys novacula (pearly razorfish), 48661 nucleotides. NCBI's taxonomy places the organism in Eukaryota, Metazoa, Chordata, Actinopteri, Labriformes, Labridae. The record is from the annotation of a GenBank genome assembly.
UGGAAAAUUAUAAACACAUUUGAGCAUCUCUGAGACAGUGCUAUCAUAACAACAUUAGACUGGAGUCAUAACUGUGAAAAAUUACAGAUUUAAAUGUAAUUCUACCCUCAUAAUGACCUUUUCUUUGGAUCUUAUAUGACAUUUAAUAGCAUUACUGAUUCAUUGAGUGUGUAAUGAAUAAAAAUGAUCACAGGAUUAAUUACACAUGACCUCCUCCAUAUCCUUUCAACUGAUUCAACAGGCUUUAUUAAAUACAGUGGGUCUAAGCUGCAGUGUUAUUUUUCUGAGAAUGAGGAAGAGAAAGAGAUGCGCCUCCCCUCAUCUGCACACUCAGUCUGAUCUAGAGUUUCUCUUCCUUUCUGACUCAGAUGAGCAGCUCUGACCCGGCUGGAUUAAAACAGCUACUGGUAAAUUAGCUCUCAAUUUCUGGCCUCACUAUCUCUUCCCAUCUGUCAUUUCUAAUCUCACACAUAUAGAUUUAAGUCAUUGAAGUGAGGGAACUCAUAUUAGCAUUUACAUUAGUUUCACUGGAGUGGAAGUAAUGAACAAUAACACUGAAGGUGGUUGUACGGCAUCGAGUGACAUUUAUAAGCAACAUAAUACACUCAGUCACCAUGACAGGGUGUAAGAAAAGGCGGCGCACUAUUAAAUUCAGCAUAGUGGAACGAGAGUGUUCGGUAUUACAUUCUCAAGAAUCAGCACUUGAUACAUCUGUUUGAAAGAAAAAGUGUCAAAACGGAAAUGUGUUUUUUCUACAGCUCCCAGUGAUAGUGUGACAUAUUCAUUAUUGCCUCUCUCUGUCACAUAUAUAAAUGAGUUUAAGAAACUCCAUCAAGACCAAGACAGCCUAGGAAAAACUCGACAUCUUCACACAUUUCAGAAGAACAUUCCAUCAAAAGUUACUUUAACCCUGUGGAAUCUCACCCGGGCCUGAGCCACCCCUGAAUAAACAUUCCAGAACCUCUUCAGAAUUUCUCCAAUUUCCCCCCCACAACAUUCUAAAGUCUCACAGGGAUAUUCUAAUUACUCAAAAAAACAGUUCCUUUUACUUGUUCUAGAAUCCCUCCAGAGCAUUCUAAACCACCUUCAACUGGAACAUUCCGGAACCCCUACAGACUGUUAAUUUACCCAUCUAAUUUUCCAAAAACCAUGUGGGAACAUUUUGUUACUGGGACUUUGACAUUCAAAGUCCCCUCCUGCAUUUGGAGCGAUGUGGAACUUUCCAACACAAGUUAUCUCCACUUUGUAGGAAUCAUCCUGAAAUUCCUGUACCACCCUGAACAGAAACAUUCUGGAACCCUCAUUAAGUAUUCCAAAACUCAAUGAGAAAAAUCAGAAUCCCUAACUCUGGAUGUUCAAGUCCCAGUUGGAAUAUUUUGAUAUUUUCUGGAUUGAAAAAAUCCAGAAUCUCCACAGAAAAAUCUGACUUCUGUUGGUCAUCUACGAAACAUGAUGCCAAAGUAUGGGCAGGCAAAACUGGUGAUCUAAAAGAAAGUAUGCCAAGAUUCAGUUUGGCUUGAUCAGUCUACUCAGGCCUAGAAGGCUGGGUCCUUCAAAGGUUGGGUCCUUCUUAGCCUAGGUCCUUCUACGGCUACGUCGUUCAAAGCUAGAUCCCUUAAGGGCUGGAUCCUUCAAAUGCCAGAUCCUUCAGAUGGUAGACCCUUCAAAUUCUAGAUCCUCUAAAUGCUCUAUCUAAUUAUUACAUCCCUCAACAGCUUGAUCCUUCACAUUCUGGAUUCUUCAAAUACUAGAUCUUUCCAAGGCUGUGUCCUUUAAAUGCUGGGCCCAUCAAACGCAGUGUUCUUAAAAGGCUGACUCCUUCAAAUGUUUGGUCCCCAAAGUCUCCUUCCUUCAAAGACGGACAUCAUGGAUGGACAUCAGAAAUAGAGAACCCAAUUGUUGAUUUGUGAUAUCUAUAUGAAUGUAAAACACAAUACUAUAGCUGGCAAGGCGAGAGGUGAAGUGUAAUGGCUGUACCAGGAAGUACCAAGCAGCUAGCAAUGAUUGGCGUAAGUAGUUCAUUGUGCAUCCAGGAACUACGGUAUCAGUGUCCCUGAAGUCCAGUCUGGGGAGGUCAACUGGUGUUUUGGCUGAGAUGGAGACAGGAAGUACUGCAGGAAGCCCAUAAAGAACACAAACAUUGCUGGUAGGGAAGGGGAACAAUAGCAUCUUGUGAUUAACAGAGGGAAUAGUACGAUAUGUAGGCACGCAAUUCCUUCAAUCCUUGACGCACGCAUAGAUUUUAUGUCCUUUUAAAAUGAAGAAUUCUGACAUUCAUCCCCUUCGGAUCAGAAUCUUUGCACCUCCCUGUCAUCUAACUGGAUCUUGAGCUCUAUUGCGCUUAUUAAAAGUCAAAUGUGGUGACAUUUAGAUGAGGAACUACAAUGGCAUGCUUGUUUGACAGAGUGAAGGCUAAACUCUGAUGGAAUUUUUAUUUUUAUUUUAUUACAACCAAUUAAAGCACGCAGGAAGAGAAAAUCUAAAAAUAAGAAAAUCUCUGCUGUUGCUCUCACAGCUUCACACAUGUCAUGCAGGGCUGCAAAAGCCAUUACGCAUCUGCUUUUAAUGGCAUUUACAUAAGGCUAAAGUUGUCUCUGGCAAGCCCCCAGCCAGUGCCCUCACCGCUCAAAAUCAAUGCUAACAUACAAAGCCAGCACCAAUCUGAAACUAAUUAAAUGUCACGUUUAACUCUGCGCCUGCUCCCUCUCUUUUACACAUACCAGCAUGGAUAUCAUAAAUCAAUACCCAGGGGGAAAUGGACUGGAAGUUUAUUAGGUGAUUUGGAUUGAUGGCAGCAGAAUGAUUUAUUUUGGGUCAAUCCCAGAGCUGUGCAAGGACCUUUAUAAAUCCACACACAUGAAAAAUGAUAUGAUUGGAUCAGCGUGGUUUGAGCUCAAAUUUCAAUAACAGCACUCGUGCCCUGCAGGCUGAAUCACCAGACUGCAGAGCAUCCAAACCUGUCAACAUGCACGCUUAUCACAAUGAUUAACAGGUGGCUGACUCACUCCUGUCCUCAUAAAGUGGCCUUCAGGUCGAUGUGUUCAGGAGACCAGAGAGGAAUGACAGGAGAGUAUAGGGCAGAGAUUAAACCUGCAGUAAGUGUAUGUUCUCUAAGAUAGAGGGUGAAAAAGUGGACAUUUACUGGAAUAAUGAAUACUUAAUGCAAGCUCAGACAUUAAACUAUCAGCAGGCCUGAUCACAUGACACGGCCACUAACCCUGCUAAUUGGUUUCUUUAUCAGUGAACGGUCAGAGGAGAGCUGCUGCACAUUUAAAUCAUUCAUGAGUCAUUCCCUAGACCUUUGUGGGGUAAUUCAGCUGUCCUUUCACUUGAGAUGUGGUUGGUGUCAUGUCAGCCUGGAUCAGAUAUCUAAUUAGAUGUACAACUACGUGUUUUAGUAAGCGUACAGUACAGUAGACUGUACUCUGAAGAUUUUUUUCCCCAGGUUUCCUCCUUAACUCAAACCUGCCAACACUCCCGUUUUUCAAGGUAGACCAUCCAAAGUGUGCAGCUUCACUUAUACUCUAUGGAUGAGCAAUCUAAUUACAAAUACUCUCAUAAUUAGGUAACCCUUUGGAACAAGGUAACCCCAAAACUGCCGGUGUGCAACACAAAAAUCUCCUGGAUUUUAUAAUCAUCAAUCAAUCAAUCAGUCUUUAUUUAUAUAGCACUUUUCAACCAUGUUACACAAAGUGCUUUACACAGGAAAAGGAAUAGAAGAAACAAAGAAUACCCAAAUCUUCCCCAACCAAAACCCGCAUUCCCACCCCACGAUCUAAAUGCAAUAGAAACAGUAUUAAAAUGCAUGAACUUAAAAAAGGGCUUGAUUUUGUGGAAACAGGAAUGUGUGCAAACGCAUUUUAAAACUCAAGAUAAGGAAACACUGGAGGUUUAUGUUAAAAUCUAAAAACAAAGAAACAUAGAAUGAAAUUUAAGAAAUAAUAAAGAAAAUGAAAUAAAAAACAGCAGUAAAAGAAACUAAAAUAAGAGCACCAAAAUAGCUCAAUAAAAGACAAUCCUGUCAUUAAAACUAGAAGAGAUAAAUGCAAAAACACUUAAACAAAGUUAAUGAUAUAGAAUUCAGUUUUCAGUUUGCUUUUAAAAUCAUUAGGAUAAUUAGAUCAUAAGAUCAUAUCAUCCAAAUGUAAGCAGGGAUGCCUUGAUAGGUAAUUGAAGUUCCUAAUGAGUAAUGAGUUUUAGCCACCCCAGUCUAAAAAGCCUGGUCACGCCCCUGGUAAUUUGGGACGUUUCUUCUUUAAGCCUUUUUUGCUCAUCACACUCCUGUGAUUUUAUUGAAUCAAAGCUUGAAAUCAGUAUUUUUCCCAUGAAGGAAUAGAUUAGACAGAGCUCAAUACAUUUACAAACUCAGACCGUAUAAAACUCGUUCUCAUGGAUUAACCAGCUGUUUUAGCUCGGCGGACUGUCUUUGCUUAUGAAUUAAUUCAUGUGGGUGUAUUUGAUAUCCUACGCAGCCCCUCCUUUAACGGAACGCGGUGGGCGGGGCUUAAUCACACAUUGUGCUUGCCUGGCUAGCGGGGUUUAGAGGGAUUACCGCGGCGGGCUGACUGGCUGGACGAGCGAGUCACACCGUCGUCGGUCAGUUUCCAGCAGUGGUGAGGCAACGGGUGAGGGAGCCGUGAUGGCAUCUGUUUCACCGAUUAUGCCAACGGUCAACUUUCAGUUUAGAGACAACGAAACGGGGGAUCCAGUGUGAGUCCUGAGAUUAUGCCCGGAGCUUCUGGAGCUGCUGUGGAGAAAAGUUUCACUCAAGUAGGGACACACCAGUGGGAGUAACAAUAUGGUAAAUAUACAAUCCUACUUUAAACAAAUGAGCCAACGUUCGCCUGCUUACCUGAAUCUUUUUUUUCCCAUGGGACAGUCUGUUAGUGUUGUAUUUCUGUGUCAUUUCACACAUUAUGUUGCGUUCACGUUGUGUAAUUUUUGGCCAUGUCGAUAAAUUACAGAGUUGUUCAAUGACUAACACACCAAGAAAUCUGGCAAGUUGUUUUCUUUCAUUUCAAACGGACUCAACGUCGAGUUUCUGUAAUGAUAGACAUGUGAAAACCCUCCUUUUGUUAAACUUAAAGCACCAUAAUGAGCAAACAUCUGUCCAACCGCUCUGCCGACCAGUCAAGACAUGUUUUAUAUGCUUCUUUGAAAAGACCAACGCACCAAACUUCAUUUAGAAAUCAUUAUUCUUUCAUUUUCUGGUCUCAAACUGUGACAAUCGAGUACUGCUUUACAUUUUUUGACAGUCCUCUUAAAUCUUGUGGAUCCUCAUCCGAUUUCGGCUCAGAUUAGACCCUCCACUUUGUACAUUAUCUCGGAUUUUUUUCAGUUAUUCUUAACACUGAUCUCAGACUAUCUUCUUAACCUCACUGUAGUGCUCUGCGCCUAAAUGCACUGUGGUGAGUGGUUAGGAGAGUUAGGAUAAAACGCUUUAAUGUCAUGUUGCACUGUUUCACUUCUGUGCAUGGACUCAACAGUAUGGUGGCCCUGCACAGACAUUACAUGAUGUGCAAGAAACAAUUCACCAAACACCAAAUACAUAAACAAUUCAGGUGCGAAAAGGGCAUUAACCUGCAAAAAUGUUCAGUACAAUGCCAAAAAAAUCUAUCAUACACAAAAUUCCACGAACAAAAAAUGUAGUGUAACAUUAUAGAUAAUUUCCCAAACCCUUAUUACGUCACAAAACUCAAAAAAGAUGCACAGAAUGAAAAAAAAACCCAAGAAUAUCUGCAUAUUUUGUGAAAUAUUUUUGGCAAAUAUUUGGAGUUGUGCAUCAAAAAUGCAUUUGCAUCUGUCAAGUGUUUUUUGCUUACAUAAAAUUUUCUGCAUCUUAAAAAUGUUCUUGCUUUUCAUGGGAGUAAUUUGCAUUUUUAAAAAAGUUAAUCACAUCAAUGAAUUGAGUUGUGUUUUAGGAGAUAUUUUUGUGUUCAACGAUUCAUAUCUCUCUAUUUUGUGAAUAGUUUUUUGUGGUCAUAAAAUGUUUGUACAGUUGACCUUUCAGGACCGCUGUAGACAUCAAAGUGGCACAUCUUUUAAUGGAGUUUGGUUGAGAUGAAUUGAGCUCCCUUCAAAUCUUUGCCUGGCCAGACAUUGAACUUCUCAUGCUGUCCUUUUUCAUUUAGACAGAGUGCUCAGUCAACUCCAUUAUCGCCCCGACGUCUCUUCAUCUAUGCAUCACGUAGACUGUUUGCAAAGCAGUAUGUGCACCCACAGGCGAAGCCAGUAGUUGAGCAGGUUCAUCCAGUGCCUGCUGUCAUAUUCUGUCAUAUGAAUGGACAUGAAUAUAAAGAGAGGGUCUGUGUUUUUACAAGUUGUGUUCAAGUUCCUGUUGCAUUUCAGGGCACCUAUUAGGAAGGAGGAUAGGAGGCUAAAUGGACAUACAAUAUGUGCUUUCCUGGUUGAAUAACAUGACGUGUCAUGACAGAAAAACAGAUUCUUCUCUGACCCACUUACGGGGGAACUCACUGAGAGCUGCUCAUGUGUGCAGCCCUGUACAGAACGUACCUCUUCACUUAUCGUUAUUUCACAGCUUUUCAAGUGAGAGGUGUGCUGGAUUUUUGUGUUCUCUCGAUGUAAAAGAAGAAAAUUACUCAGAGAUCACAGUUGUCACCAUCAGCUCGACUCAAUUUAAAUAGAAUUGUCAAAAGAUUGACACAAUUUUUCAAAGUUAUGUGAGCAACAGCAUUUUCUGCCAGUUGACACCCACAUACCCAGCUGUGAGUUACAUUGCUCUGCUGUCUGUAGGGCAUCAGCAAACCCAGGUAUGUUAGAUAACAGAAGGAGGUAUUUUUCAUCUUGUGACACUUUCAUGAGGUGUUCAGGGACCUCAGGCAGGCCACUCGUCCUUGCUUGUUAAAGCUUUAUUCGACAACACUCAGGGGAUACUUAUUGCGGUGUUGACUGAGCAUCUUCUCCAGUUGGGCUUCAUAUAAACACACCUGAGAGCUAGCUGCCCAGUACAAACAUAUAGUUUACUGCUGAUGGUGCAGCAUGAAGAGCCUGGCCUGAGGGCCCCUCAGCAAUAGUUGUGGUUGAAGGAUGCAGCGUUAGUCACUCUCCUCCAGCGUAUUUUUCAGACAGUGGCUGGACCAUCAAGUGUCAUAAAAGAGGCUUUAUUUGCUGAAGCUGGAAGAUAUAAGAGCAUGCUACUAAAAAAAUCCUCUUUUUUUUUCAACUGACUCAGUAAAGGAUGGGUAGCCGUGGCUCAGCGGAAGGAUUGGUGUCUCAGUUGGAAGGUCAGUUGCAGUUAAAAGGCUGAAGUAUCUUUGAACGAGACCAAAGAAUGUCAGUGUGUCCACCUAGAUAAAAAAAACCAACAUCAACAUAUUAGAUUUUAUCAAAAUAUGGAAAAGGUCAAUAAGUAAAUUUGCUACUCUCUCACUCUCCCAAACUUCGUUGCAUCAUGAUCUGAGCUCAGAUGAUAACCUAAAGGAAAGAGCUGUUUUAGGGAAGUAGCAGGAAAUCAAAUUCCUCAUAGUGACAUACCUUGAGAACGUGGUUCAGGAUCUCUCAUUUAAAUGCCACCAUCAGACUGAAACUGGCCCAGGCGUUCGCCACUUUCUCUACAGUUUGCACUCCAGCUUUAACAUGGAAGUUGAAACGCAUAAAUGUGCUGCUAGGGAGCUAGAUAGCAAACAAAACCAGAGGAAAAAGGACGUAAAAUGACAGAGUUGUCGUGUUCAAUCAACUGUACAAAACAUACAGAGCUGUAAAGUUGAUGGUGCUUUCAUUAGUCUAAGUACAACCAGUUAGCUCUUUGCUAUCGUUUUUGUUGAUUGUCUUGGUAUGUGAUGUAGUAUGCCAGCUAAGGGGUAGUCCAGGUGUAUUGAGCACAAAAGGGCCGCCACCUACAGACAUACUUUGGUCCCUGAAUCAUUUUUUGCUUGGUGCUUGUAAGGUGUAGAAAGACAGUAGUCUAAUCAAGGUAAAUAAAGAGAGUGGUUGUUGUUGUGAUUUGACUUCUAAAGGCAGUCUCUAUAACAAAACAGUGCUGUAUGCUUAUGCCAUCACAGAAAGUGGUUCUAUGGGUCAGCUGCAAUACCUUGAUUUUUCCUGAACAGGAUUCUCUUCAUGGUUGGAGGUUAAAAGAGCAACGGAAAAAGUGUGUCCUGCUGUAAUUCACAGUACACUUGUAAACAUUUCCGCAGCAUUUCUCUGCAGUUGUUUUUUUUUCUUUUCUCCUGAAGCACAUAGAUUUGGCUCUUCUGCAAAUGAAAAGGAUAUGUGAGGGAGAAAACGGAUUCACUCAGGUAGGCUGGAGAACUGCGGUCAGCUCAGUUUUGCGAAAUACCGCUGUGGAUGGAUCUUGAAGGUCAGUUAGCUCUCAAGUGUGUUUACAUUAACCCGAAGCAAGUGUGUUCGGUGUCUAAUUAAUGCAGCAAGAGGCCUUUGCUCUUGCUAUCAUUCGAUCACUUUCCAGGCUGCGUGUGUGUGUUUUUGAUCUCGAGGAAGCCUGAUGGGGGUGUGUUUCCUUCUCUGAGAUCCUGGCAGUAUUCCCCCGGGCAGCAGUGAGUCUUUUUAAGGUUUUCUCUGUCUUCUUGUCCUCCAAUAAAAAGAGGAUUGUUUUCUCGAGGUCUAAUUCCUCUGUCUUGGCAGGGUGGAUUGUUUUCACUGAAAUAUCAUACAUCUGCAGGCAGUGAAGCUGGGUUAGUGUUUGUUAUGACUGAGAAAUACUUGAUGUAAAGAAGACGUUCAUCACCAGGCGUUAGAUCCUUUUUUCACUCUAUACAUGGAAGUAAUGUCUGGUUUUGUUUUUAGCUGCCGUGUUCAAUCAUCUACUUUCAGUUUAGUUUUUUUCACACAUUGUCUGCUGAUGACUACUCUGUUGACCACUCAUCUUUCCCUCACUUUUGUUUCAUUUGUUGUGCUACAUUGUGAGUUAUUAUCACCUCCACAUUUGCCAGCUUUUAGCGAGCAAACCCUGCACCCUUAUUCAGCACUUCCUCUUUAAGUAUUUUAAACCGCAGUUCUGUUUUAGUUAUUGGGUCUGAGAGGCGCAAAUAUAUUCUGUGCACUGACAAAAAAAGUUCAGUUUGACUCAUCUUGUAGAUAUUCUGAUAAAAUUAGGGUGUCUGGAUUUGGUUAUCCUGUUUGUGUGGAAGUUGAGGCCAGAAAUGGUAAGUCCAUGUCUGUAAAAUGAUCAAUUUUAAGCUAAAACAAAUGAUGAUUCAGGGAAUUUUAAAAACGCAGACAGACGGAAAGAAACAUGAUGGUAAUAAAAGGCUCUUGAAGUCAAAAGAAGUCUAUGAAUUCAAUCUAAUUUUGUUCAUUCCAUCUCAGAACCCAGCAGCAUUCAUCAUCAACAUCUGACGUUGAGAUAUGUACCCCUGAGGGUGCCAACUCCUCAACAAUUCCUUUGUAGCCAGCAGCCAUUGUUAAAAGACUUCCAGCCUAGACUUCAAUGCUUUUUGGUCCUUCGUAUUCCCUGGAGUAGUGCCAGUUCUUGUGUUUAAGGUUGGUCGAAGUUCAGCAGCAGACAGAAAGAAACACAAAGGCUUUGCUCGAGUUCAGACUUACAGUACAUAGUGGAAAGUGAACAAACACAUUGCAGAAAGUAAACUGUUUAUAAUGCACAUUUGGGGCUCAUGACGUAUGUGCUUGCUCUGUCUAUGUUUAAUCAGGACUGAGCUUUGGCAUAUGUCAAUAAUGUGUCUUUUGAAAAAAACCCACACUCAAGUUGAGGUCAGGGGAUAUGACUUUGAUCAUAAAUAUUUAGUACAUGUUGUACAGUAGUCACAAAAGAUGAAAAUGGAACAGAGUGGUCGAAGUAGCGUUUAAUAGAGCUGCUGUAUUUGAUUACAAGAGGGUUACAGGUGGUUAUUAUGCUGUGACUUUCUGGUGUAUAUCCAUGUAUAUUUUAGUUGUUCCCAUCACUGAAUUGUUACUGAAUUCCAUUUGAGUAAUGAGUGAUUUUGUAAGAGAUUGUUAACCAAGAUUUCUAACAUGUCAGAAAUUCAUCUGACCGGUUUGAGCAGCUGAUCUGACCAUGAUCUUACCCAACAGUGUGGCUCGACUUCAAAAUCAGUCAUACAACUAAUAUUUCAGGUCAGAAUCUUCAGUUUACAGAGUAUGCUUGACCUAACUUCAGUUUUAAGAGGAGAGGAAAUCAACUUUUUAAAAUGUUAAACACCUGUAAUGCAUUUGUGGUAGUCAGGAAAUUUGAAUGCUGAUUGACUCUUGUUUAGCAGGUUUGUCCCUCAAGUUAAUAUCUAUUUUAAAACAAACAGUUUGAUGCACUUGUAUGGAGAAAUUCCUCUAUAAAGAUAGAUGUUUUGCCGAGAUAUCAUUCAUUUAAUUACCCAUGAUGCACACCAAGACUUUGAAGGUCUUAACUGCUUCUAUAAUCCCCACAUAAAUCAACAUUUUUUUGUGGUUUGGAUUGUCUGACAAACACUGUAAGACACACACAGAGGUCAUCUUUGGCUCUGGAAAGUUGCAGCAGCUUAAGACGGUAAAAUAAUUGAGGGAUCUGUCAGUGAAAACAAACUCAGCUGCAGCUUUCAAACUGUUGCCUGACACAACAAAACACAAAACAAAGACAGGAACAGGAUCAGCUCGUCACUUUUAUAUUUAGUCUCCUGAAUCCCAGCAGGAGCAGAGGUUCACUCAGUCCAGGACAACACUUCAUACUAUUCUUUUACAGAGUCUGAAAUUAGUUAUGUAAGAGGUCUUUAUCUUACAAGCACAAAAAAAGAGCAGGUUUCUAUCUCUGCUUGUUUUGUUCUUCGGUUGACGGGAAUCCGCUGCAGUAUCGAUGAACUGAAGCACAUGAUGAGGGUUCGACUGUACUCGAAGCAUUGUCUUUUUCAAAAUCAAUUUGCUGUUGUUUGGCUUACAACAGUUUGAUUAGUUAAUUGACAGGCUUCGAGCAGCCGGUAUCCAUUUCCCUUUCUCUUCCAGCGAAACCAGCUGAAAGUUUAUCGCUUUUUUUUGCCCUUUGUUUGAGUAGAACUGAUUUUGUUGUCAUGUGAGACAAAGUAAACCUAAGCUCUGAUUCCUUUCGAAUGUUGUGCAAACUAUAUUCAGAUUUUGAGAAAAACUUGCAAUGUUUAUGAAUGAAAGCGGAGCUGGUAACACUAAUUCAUAACUCUUACUUGCGGCACUACUCUUUUUUUUGAUAAUCUCUUCUCAGCUCUUUGGAUCUCUGAUUUGAUCUGGCUGAUAAACAGCUUAUUUUAGGGAUAUGAGAAACGAUCCAGUAUUUGAAUAAUCCAUUUCCUCACAUGAUCAAGAGACCGAAAGAUGAGAUAAGCUUUAAUUAGAGCUCAGGAGACAAAGCUUUUAUUGUAGCAGAUAAAGACAGAUAGUAAAUAUCAAGAUAAAUAAGGAACAGGAAAUACAAAUCACAUCAAAAUUAAACAAGUGUGAACAUUUCAAGCAAAAAUAAGAGUGGACUGUCACUAUUACUGAUUUGACAAUUAGUCAACCCCCAUUCUCAAGCAAUCACACACAGACAUAAGGCUGGAAAAUAUCACAAAACUUCACAGCGCGUAAUUGCAGUGCCUCCCUAUGUACACUGGAGAAAAAUACAACCAUACUUUGAUUAUUUGGGUCUAAAAGUCCACAUUUUCUGGGGUCAAGCCCUCUAUAGAGAAUAAGAGACAACAGUGACUCACAACACUUCACCCGGCGUGCUGCAGAUGUCGACACCCAAAGUAAACACUCCAGUGAGGGUGGCAGCGGCGUCGACCAGCACCAGUGUCAGGUGCUGCUGACAGCGCCAACACUCCUGCAUAAGUGAGCGCCUGUCUCACACUUCAUGCCAGUAUUUCUGUGAGGCAGCAGCAGCAUGGCGUGCAUGUUCACAUUUUACAUUCUGUACAUUGUACAUUCACAUUCUCUGCAUAACACUCACUCAUACCGGUAUUUAUGAUUUAUCCACAUCACUGGUGGCGUAACUGAAACUUCUUUAGAGAAAACAUUGACUCAUAAAGUGAUAGUGUCUUAAAGUCAUAAGUGGUUGUUGUAUUUCCUACAUUGUGAAACUAUGCUUUUAUUUUGAAGUGUAGACUGGGGUAGAUUGUGAGUUGCGGGACCAAAUGAAAGCAGUUAUAAGAAGGGUUAGAAAGUAUGAAUGUUUAAUUGAUUCGUAGUUGAGUUUCAGUUUUUAAAAGUGCUGAAUCAUCUUUUAGAGAGAUGAUUUUUCCCACAUAAUAUAAAUAUUUUAUAAUUUAAUAAAGAUGGUUACUUUAAGUACCUGUGUACUGCAACAGCCUUAGAUGGGAGUUUUUUAAUAAAAAACAACUAUUCGAGAUUCUGGGAGAUUCAUUAGCUCUGUGAAAACUGCAUAGAAAUAUGAGGGGCAACAGAAAGUACCAGAACCCAUCUCCUUCUUAUCUGCAUACACAGACUUGACUUUAUCACUUCGCUUUGAGAAGACAUUUUCCUCUAUGUUAGUCAUGGUUGUGAAAUGUAGGAGAGUAGCUUGUUUUCCAUUUGUACUUAGGAACAAAGCAGCAGCAGCUUGAUGCAUUCAGUGCUUGAAAUCCCAGGUCUUGCUGCGCCCUGAUGUCCUUUCAUUAUAAACUCUGACAUUUGCACUUACCGCGAGUAGGAGGCGUUGCUCUUUGACGAGUGUGCUGGUUGCAGCUUUGCUCUGACCAGGAUUCAGUUGUUAAGUUGUUGUGGGUCACAAAUUGCUGCAGUGUGCUGCCAAUUUCACCCACCGCUGUGGCUGCAUCAGUGUUGGAGGAAGUACAUUUGUGUCAUAUGAGGACUCAAGUCAUAAUGUGUGUAUAAAACACUAUAUGCACGUUUCAAAUGGUGAUGACAGUAUUGCAAACUUUGAGUCAGAGCAGACUUUGGUGGGAUAGGAACUGGUAUUUUGGUACACAAGACUAAAAGGUAAUAAAGUGUUGGAUAAAAGACAAAUGGAUUAAAAAUAGAGGGAAAAAGUCGAAGAUCAUGACAGAGCUCGUUGUUCUUCUGCUCUUCUCUUGGAUGCAGUGAACAAGUACAAGUUGUAAACCCGGUUUAUAACCAGGACACUCACAAACACCCACACACACACACAGAGGGACCCAUCAGCACCACAAAUCUCAGUGAUGGGCUAAACCGUGCCCUUUGUUUGGCCAUUGAGGGAGAGGGCACAAUGGGAGCAGUGAAUGUCGCUGAAUGGGAGUUGAUUGAUGGCCCUCACCCUAGCCUCGCCUCAUUGGCUGUAACGGCGAGGUGUGAGCCCCUGUCCGCUCACUCGCGUCCGUUGUCUGGGCAACCGUUGGAAUCUGUGUCGUAUCCCGAAAUAAACGGCUGCUGAUACUCGUGAAAACGUUGCGUUGCGAGCGAGCGAGAGGAGGAAAGCGGAGUGUGAAAGGAGGCGCAGACUGUGACGUCUGAAUGAUGGAGACGUUUCACACAUGCAGGUACGCAGGUUUAGCUCGGCGCUCGCUCUUUCUCUCCCUGCUUUGGAUUAGGGAUUGAGUAGGCUAAACUGACAGUGAAUAGACACACAUCAGCGGUGAUGCCGGGUGUGUGAGUAACACAGUGUGGAUUAACCAACACACAAACACUCUGCCCAUUAAAAUGAUCCUACACACACACACACAUACAUACACGGCAGCCCCCCCCCCCCCCAACCCAACCCAGUCAUAUCAUAUAAAGCUGAAUCUUUGCCAAUUAUUAUACUAUGUGGAGCAGAUGUAUUCAGCUAGCUGCCUACAUUCGGUCCGACCCCCUUUGGCGUAUUAUUUUCAAAGAGCUGAAACUCGGCUGUAAAGCUUCUGCACAGUCAUUGGAACAUUAUGUAAUAGAUACACACAUUUAAUGUAAAGAUGUAGUGUAGAUGAAGCUUAUGUGCAGAUGAAGAGGCUCUCUGUGCAGUGCUGUCAUACUUGAAGCUGAAACUAAUAUGCUUGAUUAAUUGAAUAGACAUCUUGUGGUCUAUAAACUAUUUAUCGCUCCCGCUUUAUUAAUAACUGGAGAUACAGUCUCUGCCAUCACUCCCUGUCAAAUUGAGGGAACACCCUCCAGUGUUAGCUCUCCGUUCUGUGUGUCUGCAGAAAAAGAAAAUCAGUGUAAAUACACUUUCCUGGCUCUGCAAACUAUUGUCAACCGCUCAGUUGACUUUGUAAUUUGCAGUGCCACGCUGUUACUGUGACGUUCGCUUAAAUAGCAGCAGAGGUGUGAUAAUUGCUGCUUUUGAGCUCUUGUAGUGGCUCUUGGAAAAUAUGCCUUUGUCUUUGCAUGUCAGGUUUUUUCUGCAGUAGCUGUAGCCACAGUUUUCCAAUCUACAACUCAUCAUGAGUAAGAGUGAACGACAUUACCUGCUGUGUUGUUUUUGCAAGCUCCAGAGAUGGAUUACUUUUGCAAAGAGUUUUGUCUCUACAUCUUAUCAGCAAUUUUCUACAUCGAUAUUUUAGUCCAAAAUGCCAAAUCAUUUUUUGGCUCCCACUUUUGGAUUUUUAAAGCUCAUGUCAAAAGUUUUUUUUCACAUAUCAAUGAAAUAGCUUGAAAUUCACAAUGAUGGGAUUUAAGAGCAUAAAAAAGCAAACAAAAGUAUCAGCAACAAGAUCGGAAAUUAAUUAAUGCCUUUUAAACUGGGGAAGGGGUAGGUUUCAGAAUUUCUACAUAAAAUAGUCGCAAUGAAUUAAACAACUCACCGUCAAAAAUCAGCAGAAGGAGACUUUUUGUCUGGAGACACUAUUUAGGCGUGCAGAGGACAUAAUAAGCGGAGACUGUUCUGUCGACAGGGGGCGCCAACAUUGAUAAAAGCUGAAAGAUCCUUAAUUGAGAAACUUCUUCAUGAGUUGAAGAGGCAAAUUAAACCACCAACAAGAUGGUCAGUGUCUUUAAUAAUUCCCUAAAUCAUAGUUAGGGGGUAGGUGUCAGACGGUACUAUUUCAACCUUUUUUCAUUUCCCACAGCCAAUAUCCACAGUGAGUGAUACAUCGUACUGUCAAAAGAAAGCAGGAUGUUCUGUGCAUGAAGGUGUAAAAUGGACACAAACAAAAAGUCCCUGACAGGAGCUUUGAUGGAUACCACUGGAAAGUGGGAGUUUGUCUUCAGCAAGCUUUUAUGUUUUUCUUGUAUUUCUCUGAACAAUAUUAGAUGUUCAAUCUACAACGUGAUUCAUCAAUAUUGAAAUAAAUAAGAUUUUCGCAGCCUUACAUCAUCAGUGAUGAAUCAAAAAUGAAUCAUUUGUUGUGGUUCCCUGUAAGGCUCCAGUGAAGACCUUUUUGUUAAUGAUUUUACUAAUAAUGUAACAUUUAUUUUCAGAAUGCAUCACACCCUAAAACCUGUCAAAAUCUACUAUUAUUUACUAUCUUAUCUUAUUAUGGCAGACUGUGAAAACCAGCUCCUAUUCACUCCAGCUGUGAAGAACUUUUGCCGUUACUGGAUCAAAAGGGACUUAAUGAUCACUUGAAAUUAUCAGCUUAGCGGCUGAAUAACUUUGUCAAACAAUUACGCAAUAGUUUCGGCUCAAAGGUAAAUAAAGUAACACACACAUGCCAGUCUCUGUUAUGUAAUCCCCAGGGAGCGUAAGCAUGUGUCGGUGUGUUGACAGAAGAAAGCAGGUCAGUCAGACUGCAUGGAUAGGUUUCAAAGUUACUAUCAUGUCAGCUGUAACUUGUACUCUUGCCAGAGCCAGUGAAGUCAAAUCUUGUCAGUGCGUUGGUGUGUGUGUGCGUGUGUGUGUACUCGCAGUGCAGAGCGGAGCGGAGCUAUGCUCUGAAUCAUACAUCCAAGAAUGGAGUGUCUCUCUGUAGAGGUGUUGAACGCAGCCUGACUGUUUCCUCUGAUAUAUUUGGAAUUGAAAUACAGAGCAGACGAGUGUACAGAGUGUGUGCAUGAGUGUCUUAUCGUACUAAAUGUACCAAUACCUCAAUUUGCUUGAUUCAGCAUGCACUCAGGAUGAUUCGUUGUUCUGCAGAGCCACAGACGUUUCUAUCUAGUGCAUCUCUGACUAAUAAUGUUUCUCAAACCUGCAGCACAAUCAUUUUCCCAUCAUUUUUACAUUUACUGUAGAUUAAUGCAAAUGAGCAAAUAUGCAAAUCAAACUCCAGAGGGGUUGGCAUUUUAAAUGUCAUUUAGAUAGUAUGUUGACUCUUUAAAAUAUCUAAAAGAAAAGCCUCCAGUCAGUUAGUUUGCAUAACAAGACAACCUUUUGUUUUUUUCCACAUAAUGAUGUUUCCUGCUCUCCCACAAUCCAUUGCAGUGGAAGCUGCUGAGAGGUUUUUGCUUGCACUGACACUUUCUCACUCUUCCUUUUUCAAAACCUCUUGGUGGUCCCUCUUCAGAUGUGUUGUUAACAUGGUCGUGUUAAUGGAGAUUUGUUUUUGCACCUCCUCUCAUCCCCUGUGCUUUACAAGCAUCAUAGAUACCUGUUUUACUGUCGGCUUCUUCCCUACAGUCACCAUGUUAAAGCUCAGCAGGAAUUUUCAUAUUUGUCACUAGGACUGGGCGAUAAACCGAAAAUUUACUGAUACCGAAAUUUAACACAAUAACCAAUGCCAUUUUGCCCAUGUCGAUAUAUUUUGUAUCAUGAAAAAAAAAGAAAGAAAAGUUGGUUUUCGGAGACAUGACUCCACCGCAUCCAGUCUGUAACAAAGAGGGAUAGACAGGUGAGGAGAUGGAGGAUGGUUCAGAAGUUGUAGCGGCUGAAGUAGACAAAGUUAAUGUGGGAGGAGGUGAGCAGCUUGUGGAGUAGUUAUCAUCCAUUUAUCGUUAUUGAGGUGAACUAUAUCGUGAUAUUGAUUUGAGGCCAUAUCGCCCAGCCCUAUUUGUCACUACCAAUAAAAUGCUGAUAAUAAUGACAGCACUGGAUGUAUUAUAUGAGUUAAACUGUCUUUAUAGACGUUUCUAGGGAGUCCUAUUUGUAUUUAUUGAAAUUUCUUUUGAUAAGAUCAGUGUAUUAUUAAUAUUUACAUAUCAUGGAUGUGCUUUUUGGAACUUUUAGUCAGUUGUUGACACUGAAUCUAUAAAAAAAAUCAUGCCAGAUGGGUCUUAAAUGUACAAAAUUAUCUGUUCAUUCAGUCUCCUGUAUUAUCGGGUUACUGCAGCUGAAGAGACAGGAUUUUAAAAUGACUGUUUAAAGGCCGAAAAAGUGACCUCUGACCCUCAUUCCUUUGUUUUAUAACUCUAAUCUGAUCCUGCAGGUUAACCUGUGGAAUUCAAACACUGACCUCCACUUGUUGCAGCACACAGGAUUUCCCCUCUUUCUCCUCCUCUCUUUUUUUCUUCUUAUGUCAUUCCACAUCUUCAUCACUUCCUCUUCUCUCCUUCUUAAUCCCCUUUUUACUAUUUCUGUCUCCGUCUCAAGAUUACAACCUCACACAUCUGUAUCUUCCUCUCCCGCCCUGCUGACUAUCCUACCGAGGGCUUUUUGAGGCAUCUGCUUGAAUCGGAGCAAAGGCUGCUGGGUAAUCUUGGUCUUGAAAGCAGAGAUUAAAAUCUCAGAUUACAAGAGGAGAGGGGGGGAUUACAACCUUUUUUUUUUUAUGGAGUCAAAAAUUGUGUGUGGGUGUGAAAAGCAGGUCAAAUAUGAGCAUCUGUGUGGCUCCGGUUGUGUAAAUGAGCUGUAGCUGUGUUUCACUCUGAGUGUUCACUUUUACAGCUGGUUUGUGUGUGUCAGUGUCUGUGUGUGUAGGUGUCGCAGCAUUAAGUCAUUAGCUGAUGUUGAGCUCCUUUGAAAAUAAUUGGAUUGCCAACAGUUCAUUGAUUUCUGACUCGAUAUCUACUCGCUUUUUUGCGCGAGUGUGUUCCAUUGAUUCAUUGUUGUACCCAGUUCCUCUUUGGCAGCAUAGCGAACUAUUUCCUCUCUGUUGUUGUUGUUUUCUUCUUACUUUUUCACCUACUUUUUGCAGAAAACUAAUCUCCCUAGAAAGUUUACCUCCUCUUCCACCUCAGCAGUUGUCUCCAGCUCUCAAAUGAGCCCCUUAAUUGUAGAAAAUGUACCGUAUCAAAAAGGAAAUAACCUUUAAUGUAACUCUCUAAAUAUAGCCUGUUAUCAUCAGUUAUCAUUAGCAUCAUUCAUUGGGAGACAUUAGUUUAAUUACAGCCAACUGAUAAGACCUGAACAGAUUUGCAGGCUGUACUGAAUGUUGUGCGUCAUCCAGUCUGGUCUGCAAUCCUAUCAUGGGUGCUGCUCCGCUCAGAUAGUUUCAGAUCAGCGCUGUAUGAUCUAAUGCUGUCCUUUGAAAGGCUCUUGACUCUUUUCUUUCGCUCAGCAUCAGAGGAGUGCUGCAGAGAGGAGACAAACAUCACAGUAAUAUCCUGUUUACACUGGAAGGAUAUGAAGUUUGAGCAGCAUGUGGCUUGGGUUGGUGAAAAACGAACGUACAGUAAAGCAAACGAAAUAUGGAUAAAGGCAGUACACUGUUACCCUGACUAAUGCAAUAACAGUUAACAUAUCUGUAAUGACUCUAAGCAGAUAUACCUUCAAUUAUGACUCACUGCAUCUGUACUCCAUCCCCUCUCUUUGUGGCAUGAAUGAGGAUGAUCCCGCACUUUGUCUUAUCGGUACAUUUUGUAUUCUCCAGAGCUCCUGUGAGGAGUUUGUCUUUUCUUAGGAAACAAAGUGAAAUUGAUGACUGUCAGCGACAAGAUUGAUUAUUUUUUUCAAUAGUUUUUUUAAUGCUUAAAAUCACUGGUUGGAGUAGGUAUCAGUUAUGUUAAUUUACUUCAUGCCACAUUUCGCUACAUUAGCGAUGGGCGAUAAAUUAUUGUUCACGAUAUAUCGUCAUAAAAAUCCUCCAUGAUAAAUAUUUGCCAUCUUAUGACACGAUAAAUGCAAGUUGAUGAUGUAAGCGCAAGCGACGAACUUGCAGCCAUAGCCCACACAGAGCAGAAUAACAAACAAAUAAACAUGGCUGAAAGUAAUGAAGAUGUUUCUGAGCAGCUCGUUACAAAAUAAGGCUCCACAUGAGGGAUUUCCUUCAAGAUUGGGGCUAGAUGAGCGCAGUCAGGUAUGCCUGCCAUCGGACAGGGAUCUGCUGUUGUUCACUCUGUGCAAUAAGAGUUUUCAACAAAUGUUAAAUGUUUUCACAUUUGAGACUUGUUUGGUGUCAUUAGUUUUCUCCGUAACCUACCACUAAAACUCGUGGUUAAGUAUCUUAUUUGACUACUCCAGCUGGUGUUCUCAAGACAAAGAGUCAAAAAUAUAGAUUGAAAUUAUAAUAUUUUUGAUCUGGACUUUUAUCAUGAUUGCCAGAAUGGCAUAUCUUAUCAUGUUUUAUUUUUUAGCCCAUAUCGCCUAUCCCUUAUAGCCUCAUGGAUUGUGAUGGUUGGUCAGGAGGUCUGUUUCUAGCUUGAUGGAAAUCUCUCGCAAUAACUGUAGAACUGAUCGCCUUAAAACUGUGCACAAUCAAACAUUAUCCAUGGAUGAUAAAUCUUGCUUACUUUGCUGUUACCUGCCGCCUACAUGUAUCAAUCCUCAAAGUAUAACCAAAAUAUGUCAAUAUAUACUUGAUCAAGUUGCAUGAGUCAGGUAAGAGAUAUUAGUGUGCUCUGUUUGUUUCAGCGCUUUCCUGGUCCUUCACCUCCAAUCCAAUGCAAUCCACUUUAUUUAUAUAGCACAUUUUAAAGGAAAAUUCAAGUUUACCAAAGUGCUGCACAAUAAAAUGAAAAGAACAAACACUGCAGAAAUAAUAUAAAAAAAAACAUCAAGAGGAAAUAAAUAAAAGCUGGUAAAAAAACAUUUAAAAUGAAAAAAAAAAGAAAAGAAGUAAAAACACAAAAGCAUAAAAGAAAUGGAAGCGAUAAAAGGACCAUAAAAGAUAUAAAAGAACAGAGAUCACACAAUUCUCAUGCUGAACUAAAAGCCUGCUGUGACCAUGAGGUUCUUACUCUGCAAGAUUGAUUGUUGAAACUUGGUAACGGCUGACAUAUCAGGUCAAGGCUGUAGUAUUGUAAGUUAUAAUGAGAAGUGUGCUUACUGCUGAAAAAGCUGCUCAAUCUGUUAAAGUGAAUGUACCAGUCGAAUUUAUCUUGCUGUUCGAGUGUCUGUACUUUAAUGACUUAUAAUGCAGAGUAUUUAACCCUCACAGGAAAGCUGUUUUUUCUUCACAUACAGCCUAUUCAGGAACAUUUUGACCGGUCACAUUUUGAAUGAUCUUGUUAGUAGUUUUUUUAUGCGUUAGAAAAUCUAAAGCAGCAGUAGUCGCCUCUCCUCUUCCCUCCUGGGAGAAUCUCUCUGAUCACAGCUCUGAAUUUUCAGUGCACACGAAGAGGAAUAAGUGAUGAGAGUGUGAGGGCAGGAUAUCUCUGUCAGUCUGACUCAGUCUGACUUUCAUGCCCUUCUGUCUCAUCUCUCCAUCUGUGCCCCUUUAAUGAGGCUCAGGAGGGUUUUCCUCUGUCGUGUCAGAGCAACAGUUUGACACUGUCAUACGGUAUGGACGGCUCCGUCUGAGGAUCUACAGAGCAGUGCUGGGAAUUUUCAGUGCGUGUCUCCCAGCACACAUACUAUUCAAAUCAGAGAAACUGAGUGGCACCAAGUGAAUGAAAUUUUCAUUGACUUUGAGUGUACUAACCCAAAUGUUUCUGUUCUGAAAUCCAGUAUAAAUCCUCCUCUGUAAAUUCAUCUUUUAAUCUCUAGUCCCCUUGUGGGUCAAGAGUCACACCCUCGAUUGUCAGGGUUUUAUUCAGAUUACACAAAGUGACACACCUGGGGAUUAAGUUGUUGGUUGCUAUGUUGUGGAUAUGCAGAACUGACAAGCAAGAAGCAUUAACUCUUUCAGGGCUGCAACUAAUGUAUUAUGUAACCACCACCUCAGAUAAGGUUUUCCUCCUAGAACCAAAAUAUGCAGUUUUCUGUCUCAGAGGAGUAAAAUAUAUGAAAAUGACCAGGCUGGCAGCAGCUAUGGGAAAAGGUGAGAAUGUCCUAGCCACACAUCGGUCUUCACCCACAAAAGUAAAUACAGGUAAAAAGUGUUUGUCUGAUAAAGGAACAGGUUUAUCAAAAUUUGUGCAGGAUCUGCAAGUAAAUUAUCUAAGAGCCCACCUUCUGUACAUGCUGUUUUGCAUGCCCAGACCCAGCACACUGAUGCUUACCACAGGCUGAACAAACAGAGAAUUCCCCACAAGGAGCAAAUUCACCACAUUUCCAAGCUGCCAAUACCAAGUUGAAAGAUUUGCAUUCUGUAGAUAGAAAACAACUUUUAUUAUUUUCCAUGUAUGUUCUCAGUUUUUUAUUUUUUUUAUGAGGUGCAUUGCAUUCAUCAUGCAUAAUGAAGGAUAGUCUCUCCUUGUUAGGGCUGGGCAAUAUGGACAAAAAAGAGAAACAAACUUUAUUAAUUUAAUUAUUUAAUUAUUCAUUUUACAUAAACUUUAUUUACCAUUUUAAUCACCUUCUUCUUAAAAAAACUUACAAAUCACAAAGAUGUGGCUAACACUGUGGUUUUGUCUGAGGUAUGACACAACCAAGGAAAACCAGUCUCAAAAUGACCAUCAAGAUUAUGGAAAUAAUCCUUUCACCUACAGUAGCUGCCAUGUUGUUACUGUGUGUGCUUGUCCCUGCAGGAAGUGAACAGGGGUGGGGGAGCCGGUUUUAGGCAUGACAGGAGGAGGUGUUUAUUUUUGAGACUCUUUCAAAACCACAAAUGCAGUUUAAUCGAUUUAUUGCACGGCCCUACACGCUGUGAGCUGCAAAGAUGGUAGAAGCAAAGACAGAGUCUCACGUGUUUAAAAAAUCACACUACUUGAAUGUUUACUGGCUCUUGAAUGGAAAAUAUUCAAUCUUUGCUUAGUUAAGAUUGUGUUUAAAGUGCUAAAUUUUAUCAGACAUGAAUAAUCCAGAAUAAAACCUUGAACUUUGAGGAAAGUUCAAAGUUUUAAGCUUCUAUACCAGAUUCAGCCUGAAGAAGUGCUUGAGCAGAUGUUGAGUUUGUCUUUCUUAGGUCUUGAAUUUUAAUUAAUUUGAAAAUAUCAAAAAGAUGAUAAAAAAAGAUAUUUAAUUCUGGAUGAAGGUCUUGUUUUAUAAGCCUUACAUAAAACAUGUUGCAUCAAAACUCCCGCAUGAAUCAGCUUCAGAAUAUGUUUUAUAAUUUGGAGCAGGAUUUAAAAAACAAACUGGUUAUGCCACUGUACUUUCAUUUUUGUUAUCUAAAUGUUCAACAUAAGACAAUAUUUAAGUCCAUGGUUAUGGCAUCAAUCUGUCCUGGUCACCAUGUAACACAUCCUCAACAUGCUGAUUCACACGCGCUCAAAAAUCAGCUCCAGCUGCUGAAGUAGGCUUCAGAUCCUCCUCAUAGAUUUCCUGUUCUAAUCACGCUCAUCUCUCUGAUUUUCAUCGCCUCUGUGAUUAAGUGGAUAGACUUAGAAAACAGGAGCAGAUUAGUUGAAACAAUAUGACAACAUGACAAUGAUUAAAUUGUGAUUGAGUGGAAUGAAGUGGCUCGGGCAGCAGGAUUAAACAUGAUAUUUUAAGCAGCCAUGAUUUUUAGAAAGCACUGUGACUAGAUUGGAUUUACAAUCUCUGUGAAUAACGAGGCGACUCUACACAAUGCGGAAGUGAUCCAUAAAUAAUCGUAGCCCAUCGAAAACAGCUCUGUGCAGACUGGAGCUCUGACAUAAGUGUUGAAUUUGUCUCUCUCUCAGCCUCUGGAUAACACGGACGUGUCCUGUUAAGCCUGCCGCGAGCUCAGCCUAUUGUGUAGGCGUGUGCAGAGAGCUGCCUGUUAAGACUUGAAGUCAGUUUUCAGUCUGUGCAGCAACACUGUAAUCAGACACACGCUGUUUACUUCCACGCAGCCACACCUUGGGUUUGGCUUCAGCUCAGGUGUGGGGUUGUUUCAGGUGUGUUACGCGUGCAGAACCGAAAGAAGGAAUGUGAGGAGACCCAAAGCCCAGACAGAACCAUAUAUGGAGGCUUUGGAGCUAACGUUUUGUAAGUCUGACAGCCAGCGUGCUCUGACAAAGAUGAGAUGAUAAUUGUGGUUAUGCAGCACUUCUUACCAAAUUAAAUAAGGAUAAAAAAUGAAACAAAUAAUGAGCGAAAAGAACAAUAAAAUGAGGAUUUCCGGGUUAGAUAGUGAAACAAAAUCAGGGAAAAAUCAUCGAUUAGAAACCCAAAUACAGAUGUGAAAAUCUAUAAAUGUACUUUAUCAUACAGGUAGUAAAAGAAUAUGCUGAUCAGAUUUAGAGAGAAUCAGACAUUGUGCAUUUUACAGUCAGGGCCCUGCAUUGUCGUUCACAUUUGUUAGAGUAAUCCAGAGUAAUAAAACUUCAUUCAUUGCCUAUAAAGUCAAUAAUAGUCGAUAAACGGUGGCUUUAAUGAGAGGAUAAUUAUCACUAGUUAUAAAAAAAGGGCCCAAAAUUCCCAGAUGUUUUCUUGCUUUCAUAUAACUCCUCCUUUUUAAGUCUUUUGUGAUAUUAAAGUACACUGUCGUUUAGUUUUAAAUUCUAAGUUGGACAAAAACCUUCAAACAAAAGUAAAAAUAAAGGACUUGCUCUAAGGUUUAGUGAAUUAGAUGCAUUUUUAAUGCCAUUUUUGUUUGUAUAAAAUGCAUAUAAGGUAUUUUGUUGUGUUUCUGUGUUAAACCCAGAAAGUGGCAUUGAAGAGAAUACUGACCACUUGAAUGUAGAAAGCAUGCUGGAUACAUGUUCAACCAUAGUACAGGUAGCUACAGCACUACAAAGAGCUACACAUUUGCAUAAAAACAGCACUUAAACUAACACAAUGAAAGUUUGCAUUCAAAAAAGACUGAAUUUAAAAGUAACGCCUUUUAAUAAAUCUGUCAAAGCUAACAACACCAUACUUAACAUGAUAGACAGUAUGUAAAACCACAAAAGGGAAUCCUCCAUUUUUUACUUUCUUAUACAAAAUACUGUGUGAUAAAUAUUGUAAUAGUGAGUGAUAGAUUUUACCAUUAAAAUGAACAAGAGUGAGAUCUGCGGAGCUCAUGCCUGAGUUAGAAAUGAUCAACAAAGAAAUACUGGGUAUGACUUGGGCACCAAAAUCAAUGCCAGCAUAGAGGGUCUCACAGGAGCUUUGAAGAGGAAUACCUCCUAGUGGGACAAAGUUCUGAAUCAAAGUAAAAUAAGGAAAUUAAAGUCUUAUUAACUAAUUCUUCUAAGAUUCUGUCAUCAUGACUUGGUGGUAGAAAUAGUGAUUCCUCUAAAUCAUUUUUACCAUCAAUGUAAGAGUCCUGAAACUCAAGUUUAUCUACAGAGUUUAAAACCCUGAGGCAGAAAAACAAUCCUUGUCUUUACCUCUUUUUAAGGAUUUUCAUUAUAAUGUCCCUGUUUUUUGUUUUUUUCUUCUGCGCUGAAUAUCGCCUGAGCUCUUUUGUUUUUAUAUUCUAGUCUACCCCUCAUAUCCCGUCGGCUCUGCGACUGUUGUUGCUUUCCAUUUAUUCCCUCGGUUGUCUCUCCGCUCUACCUCUGGAUCCCCUGGGGGAAGGUCUGCCUGUCUGCUGGCUCCUCAUCCCCACAGGAGGCUCCUCUCUGAGGUCACAGAGUCACAGCUCAUCUACCUUCCAGGCAGGAGACGCUCUAGUCCAAUUACUGUCUCAUUUCACCUUAAACUGUAUUUUUAUGAUGUUAUAGGUGAACUGGAAACUAUUUUCAUCUCCGUGCAGGACUUGAAUUAAGUAUAAGUUUCGAUGCAGCUAGGAGGAACUCAAUCACUAAAAGCUGUUAGGGCAGCUGUUGUCUUGAAUUCUUUACAGUAAAAAAAAUCAGAUAUUCAUGAAAGUACUCUUGUGAUAAUUUAACAAUUAGAUUUUAUGUAUGUGAUUAUCCUCUAAUACCUUUACUGGAGAAACUUUCUUGGCCUAAUUAUUAAAAUAACCCGAGGAGCUGUAAGAAAUAAACCUUUAAGUCACAGCAGCAGCAUUUACGUAAAAGUUAAAAGAAACACUCUGGAGCUAACCUGAGAUUUAUGCAGCGUUUUUUAUCAGCCACAGUGUGCUGAAGGUAAUCUGAAUGAUAGAUAGCGCUGUUAGAGACCAAGUGUGGGACUGUUUCAUUUAUUAUUCAAACAACAAUGUGUUUCCAAAUGUAUCUGAUAAUUUUCCCAGAAAGCCUUGACUCAUCAGACAGCACAAAACGCUCCGCUGCUGUUUAGCUCAUUUCUGCCUCGCAGGUUGAAUAGAUGUGAAUUCAGUUGCAGGUGCAGUGGUUUUUGUAACCUGCACACCGUUCAGUAGCAGCAUGAUGCAUUAGUCUUUGUGUACGAGCUUUCCUCUGGCACUCUGAGGAAAAGCACAGCCAUAAAUUACCGGGAAUACUCAGCUGUGUUAUUCUCAAAUCAGUCGGAACAGAGUGGCCCUGGCAGACCAAUGGGAGUUUGCAGAAUUCUGCUUUUAAAAACUUCACUUUCUGAGUGUCCAUAUUUAUGCAGAGAGCCUGCGUAUGUCCUGUGCUGUUAGGUAAGAAGGAGAUAAUAUCAGAUGAGCAGAGAUGUUUUAAAACUAGACAGUGAAACCCAUCAUCCAUUUCCAGCAAAGCCAGUUCAGCGGCAUGUUUGUCUGUCAGUUAGUUAUGAACCUGAAAUAUCUCUACGAUUUUGGAUGGACCACUACAUAAAACAUUCAAGUGAUGAUGAUAAAGUCAGACUGUGAAAUGUUGAUGUAAAAUAACUGUAUCCCUCAAAAAUGUGCAACAAAAAUAUUAUGAACAUCUUAACUGAUUUUAAAAAUGUCAGAUGACAAAUGAUAUGAGAUUAAAUGUGUUGUUCUUACAGCGUAUGCAGCGUAAACAUUCGGAUUAGUCAUCAUGUAUCAGAGUGGUUUCUAUAUUUGGUCUCCGUUUAUGCUUUGCAUUUACUAUUGCUGCCAUGGCUACCUUUGUUGUGCUUCCUUCUUCUGUUGGCUUACUUGCCUCUUGAUUGGCUAUCAAGUUGUUCUAUGAGACAUUGGAUAUCUCCCUGGAUCCCUCUUACACACAAGAAUUUCUGAUAUUAUGUUUAAUAUUUACCAUUUCUAUUUAGGGAGGCUCUGAUCAGAGGGAAGAAAAAUCACCAUUUACACUCUUCACACAAAGGGAUAAUCUGGUGAGAUAAUCUUUAGAGCCAUACAGCACUCAGGUCUUUGCUGACAGUGGUAGGAUGGGGUUGAUCGGGUCCAAAAUAGACACAAUUACUUGGUCGUGUGUGUCCUGCUUUAGCUGUAACACCGCCACCCUUCACUAACCAAGGCUGCAGCUCUGGUGAAUAUCUACUGCCAUAAUGCGAUGAUACUAUACUGCCUGCAGUUAAAUAGUGUUAUAGUUUUAUGUAGGCUGUGACUCGAUUAACUGGCUUCUGCACCCUUGAUCAGAGCAAUACGUGACCCGCAUAGGCAUGUGGACAUUAACCUACAAGGUUGGCUGAAAGCUGGUGUUGCUAGCUCUGCUAACUUUAGUCAUGCUCCGCAAAACCAUGACAUGAUAUAUUCUGGCUGUUUUUUGCCUUUAGUGGGAAAGAGGAGCUCCAGUCAAAUGACAAGGAAAUUUGAUGUCAUGUUUGGGUAGGGCUGGGCGAUAAACCAAAAAUUUGCCGAUACUGAAAUUUACGACAAUAAUCGACGUCAUUUUGCCCAUAUCCAUAUAUUCUGUGUCAAAAAAAUGAAUAAAUAAAAGUUGGUUUUGGAUGUGUGUAGGUAGGCUAUGGUCUCAUGUCCCUUUAAGAUGCUGUCCUACGUCAGAGAUGUGACUCCACCCCAUCCAGUUUGUAACAAAGAGGGAAAGACAGGUGAGGAGAUGGAGGACGGUUCAAAAGUUGUAGUGGCUGAAGUCGACGAAGUUAAUGUGGGAGGGGGUGAGCAGCUUGUGGAGAAGUUAUCGUCCAUUUAUCGUUAUUGAGGUGAACUGCUCAGUAUAUCGUGAUAUUGAUUUGAGACCAUAUCGCCCAGCCCUAUUUUUGAGUUUACAUGAAGGAGAAGACCAGUCACCAUGUUUUGGUCCAUCUUUAAGGGAGCUGUCGUGUUGCCCAUCUUUUUACACCGUCUAUAAGUACUACAUAAAAUCUACUCAAAAUGAAGAUGUAACUUUUGUCAAGUUGGCCAGCUGUACUGCAUGUCCACUUUUGGCUCUAAGGAACAGGUAGUGCAACUUCAACUAUAUUUUGUGCCAGAUACUCCUGCAGAUACUCUUAAUUCUGCUGCAGGAGUCAAAGGUUACCUCAGUCUAUUAUGAUGCAUGAGGGGUGAUGUCUGGGCUACUUUAUAUUCAUGUCAUAGGUUAAAGCGCUCUUUAAGGAGAGUCUGUUUUUAAAUCGUUAUUAUGGAAAUGCAGGUCGUUAACCUCUGUCCACGUGUGCAUGUCAUCCUGCUUUAAUGAGGCCGCUCCCCAUGAUUGGCCAAAGAAGGCCGCUUUAAACAUCUCCUCCAGUAAAUCUCCUCAUCUCCAGUCCAAAUCCUAUUAUUUCCUCCUCAGCACUCAAACACACACUCGUUUAAAUCAGCCUGUGCUAAUCUGUCGAGCUGCUUCAAACGAGGUUUGAGGCGACUAAAGAACAGCUAAUGCGGUUUAAUGUGUUAGGUUCAGUGAUUUGAAGCGCUCGUUUGUUUCUACUGAGACCAAUACUGAAUGAAACAUCAUGCAAAAAACAAAGAUAACCUUUGGCUUUCAAAUAUCAAUUUAAACUCAACUUCAAAGAUCCUAAUGUUUAAUUUAUGUAAAUUCAUCUUUCCAAGUCACAGAACAAACUGAUGAAUUAGUCCAUUUGUGUGUUUUUAAUAAGUUUUCAUUCGGUUAGUAUAAACGGACUCUUUCUUGUCAACCGCUUCCUAAAACAGAAGGCUCAUUUUUCAUCAUUUUGAUUUAUUCCAGUCUGCUCAGAGCUGUUUCCAUUAUCUCACACACACAUGAGUCGUGUAGCAUAUAAACAUAGCGUGGCUCUUAUCAUCACGUUCAUAUGUAGGGGUCAGGGUCUCGUUUUAUCUACCUGUGUCUCUGUUGACACUGAUAAAUAACAUGCAUGUAGAGAGCUUCACUUCAAAGUUAUCCUCAUGAGAUUUCAGAUUUCCUGUGAACAACCUUGACUUGAUGGAUCGCUGCUGCCGAUCAAUUAGUCUGUUCGCCACUUGAGGACAGAUGCUGAUUAGAUUCUGACAAAUGAGUCUCACAUCUGUGUUUGGGCAAAGUUACCCUGACUGUCUGAAGGGGAAGGGAGUGUGGUGGUGAAUGAGUGACAGUAUUUUUCAUCCUCUCCUUGUUUGUGACUUUUGUUUACGUCUGGUUCAUGUUAGCGCCAAAUAAAUUGACGGAUCAGAGGCAGGAAUAAACGCUCUCUCACUCUGACCUGUGAGGAUGAGAGAAAAAGUUUCCUUCGGCUGUUUCCUGUGUGUUUUUGUGAGGCCAUCAGCUCCCCACGGCAAGGUCCAAACUCCCAGCACCAUCAGCGUGUCCUCGGAUCAGCCGGCUUAGCGGGAGCUGGAGUAGUACUUCCUCUUCCUCUCUGUCCUGCUGUAAACACCAGAAGCUUCCUCUCCAGCUGAUUUUAGGAGAUUUGAAUAAAGAAAGCUGAUGCCAAUCAUGCUCUGAAGAAAACAGACGAGAAUGCUUCAUGUGACUCAUCUUCUCUGCUUUGAAUUUUCAAAUUCAAUGACGCUUGUUUCCACUCUCUUUCCUUGUUUCUCCUCCUUGCAGACGGAGGUAAAUUAGACAGAAACUGAUGGCCUCUAGCAGCCUCUGCCAUCAGUGUGUCAAUGUGGUGAAUGGGUUAAUGUGACAUGUAAUGUAAGAGCACUUAAAGUGGUCAAAAGAUGAGAGGAGUGCUAAUGUACACAGUCCAUUUGCUGUCAUUGUAUUUGGUCCUUUCACACCAAACAGCUUCAUUUCAGAAGAAGUUUCCAGUAAGUCUUCCAGCCUACCUUCCCGUGAUUGUAAGUGUGAGGUCGUGUCUGAGAGUGUCUCUCAAGAUUUUAAUCAAGUUGAGCCGUGUCAUAAAAACUAUGUCAGUUAGUGGUUGACUGAUGUCCUUUUUCAAUGGCUAAUACCAAAUAUGAGAGGGAAGGUCCGCCAAUAUUAAUAUCAAUUUUUCUUUUUUUUAUUUUGCAUUUGAUAAAGAUUUACCGAAGGGUAUUACAUUCACUUACAUAAAAAAAGGAAACUUUUUUUUUUUUUUUUGCUGUUUUUCAGACAAUUUUUUUUCUUCUUCCUGUUAUUCUGACUAUUUUUUGUCGUCUGUUCUUUGUACUAAUAUUUUUUUCCAUUCUUUCUAUUUUUCUGACAAAUUUUUAUUCUGUGUUUCGUACUAUUUUUCUUUUAAUCUUUCUGUUUCUUGGACUAUUUUUUUUUCCCUGACUAAACAAAUACUUAAAAAUCCUGCGAGAAUCUCAUACAAUCAGAUAACGUUAACCAGAGAUGGGAAUUGUGGAGUCACCAAGUCAUCUCCAUGCCAUGUAUUUGUUCUGCUCAGUUACUGAACCAGGUGCCUUCACUAAUGCGCUCACCUUCCUGGCUGCUCAUUGGAAGCAGCUGGUUCAGUGACAGAGCAGAACAAAUACAUGGCACGGAGAUGACUUAGUGACUCCACAAUUCCCAUCUCUGACGUUAACCAACACGGCUGCUCCAAAUCAGCGUAUUUCUCUGCUCCUAGAUAACUUCGACUACAGGGUCAAUGAGAGUAAAGCGUGUUAUUAGUUAAACAUAGAGUAUGCAAAUCCUGAGUUGCCAGUGCAAAAUAGACAAACCUAUGAUGAUUCCAUCUAUCUGACUUUGAAAAGGAGGUAUCUUCCAGUGUCUCAAGCCCAAAAGAAAUUAAAACUUGAUUAAACUGAACAAGUGGGCCAUGUUUGCUUCCAAUAAAUAGAGUAGAGGGGGAUGAAAACAUCUGUUUUUAAAUGAUCAUGAUCCCAGGCAUUGGAAAAACAAUUAGUCUGAAAAACAAAACAAAACAGACAAAUUUUUUUUUCUGAAAAACAGAAAAGAAAAAAAAGUCUGAAAAACAGAGCUUUUUUUUUUUGUAAAUGCAAUACGCUUCCGUCAAGAUUAACGCCGGAAAACAAGCAAAAAAAGUUGCCAAUCUUGAAUAAAUAUUUUAUCAGUUAAUUGUAACAUAAAAUAUUGGUUUGGUAAAAUAUUGGGUAAACAUAUUUCUGUCCAGUCUUUUGUCAUUACUUAAACAGAGAAAAGUGCAAGGAAAAUAUUUGGGUUAUAAAAGACAAACAAAACAAAAUAAAGUCAUAUGUUAUUCCAUCUUCCCAUAAAGAUAAAAAUUUUUGAUUAAACUCUGGCCGGUGACUGUUUUUGAUUAAAGAUUCUGUCAUUUCGGAAAGGAAAACAUGUUCUCUUAAGAAAAAACAAUGCCAAUUAUCUCAAAAUGCCGUUAAUCAGCCAAGUGGUAAUUCAGUCUUUCUCUAAUGUCAGUGUGACGUCUCUCUUUAUUCAGAACGACUCUGGUUGUGUUCAAUAUUAAAGGAACACGGUGUAAAUGGCAACAGGCCGACCUGCUGCUUCACCCGGCUCUUUAGAGGAAUGAGCGGUUAUUAGUUUGAUCAGUUUGACACCUUUGUACAAUAAAGCAACUUAAUCCAACCUCCUGCACCACACUGCGACUAGACAGGGCCUAUUUUUCUGAGUCAAAACAAAGUCGAAUAGUCCGGUUAGUAAGCCUUUUAAUAGAUGAAUUUACAUAGCAGAAAGUGUCAUCUCAUAAAAUAACUUUUUUAGUAACCUCAACGAUGAGGGACUUCCAGCGUCCCUAAUAAUCUGUCAGUUCAACAAUUUGGUUGCGUUUUAAAAUAAAUUCACUCAUUAAGAUUUCCCUCGACUCCCUGAAAUCAUUAAAACUCUAAAUGUCAUUAAUGUACCAUCACCUGUAUAAAAAACCUCUCUAUUUUAAUUCUCAUGAGACUUUACCUGCUGUCUGCCGUCAUAAGUGCGAGCGCCCUUUCAGCUGAAUCUGUGGGUGGUUAAAGGUAAAUCAGGAAAUAAUUAACAGGCCAUUAAAUAAUUAAAACUGAUGUUGUCGUUCUCAGUUGCAGUCAGAAAGCUUGUAUUGAUUAUUGUGUGAUUGCUCUCUCAACCCACUGCAGUUACUAAUUUAAAGAACAGCCGCCUCAACACCGAAUCUCCUGCUGUGGACUGGAUCGUACAAUAAUUGGACACCAGAUCAGGCUUUUAUUUUCACGAAUCAACAUCCCCUUCUCCUCGCCUCUCUUCUGCGGCCUCUCUCUUUCUCUCGAACACACAUCCUGGUCAUAAAUCAGCCAGCUGUGGGACGUUCAAGUGUGUAAACAUACGGUGGGCCUUGCUGCACACUCUGCAGUCCGAACACGUAUCAAACACCCAGUGGAAAGUGGGUCUGAGGGUGUGAGUGGCAAAUUACUAACAUGUGCGCAGUUCGAGGCAGCAUAUGUCUCAGAGGACGCACGUGCCUGCUGCACAGAGCAGUUAUCUGCCCACUCCUCGUCCCUGUGACCCCGAUCUGCACUAAAGGCCAUUUAGAUUAUUAUACAGAUGGGUGGACACACAGCCAAAACACACACACACACACUUAGCACACACCAACAUGGACAAACAACACUACAGGGCAUGUCCAGUACUCAAUAUAAAGCGGAUAUUCACUAUUCUUGAUGUAGAUAUUUCAUAUGUGCCAGAGUGCAGAAACAGGCUGUGAUAGAUUUUCUUUCAGAGAGAGAAAAAAGCUCCUGAGAGUCUCCAAAUGUGAUUUUCACACAGCAGAAAUCUUAUAUGUGUGAAGGCUCUGAAAGAAGUGUAAAAUCCUGUUGACUUAGGAAGUCACUUUACAUAACAUCUGCAGCACUCUGCAAGCUUUGAUGCAUAUAUGAACUGAGUUUACAUAUUCAAUAGUCCGACAUGCUCCACUGCUAUGCAAUCAAUCUUCUCCAUCCAGGAAGCAACAACAAAAUUAACAUAAAGCGUCAAUGGUUCCUAAAGUUAUUAGUCUGAUCGUGAUACUGCCAUUGAAGCAGCUUCUGUGAUCAUUAAGAUAAUUAAUCAACAAGUAAUCUGGUAUCUGUUGGUGCAAACUCCAAAUAUGCUGUUUUGUGAGUUUGAUAAAGUUGUCAAGUAGGGCUGGGCGAUCAAAUCAAUAUCACGAUAUAUUGAGCAGUUCACCUCAGUAACGAUAAAUGGAUGAUAACUACUCCACAAGCUGCUCACCCCCUCCUACAUUAACUUCAUCCACUUCAGCCGCCGCUCCAGCUGCUACAACUUUUGAACCGUCCUCCAUCUCCUCACCUGUCUUUCCCUCUUUGUUACGGACUGGAUGGGGCUGAGUCACGUCUCUGACGUAGGACAGUGUCUUAGAGCAUGAGACCAUAGCCAACCUACACACAUCCACAACCAACUUUUAUUUAUUUAUCAUUUUUUGAGACAGAAUAUAUUGACAUGGGCCAAAUGACAUUGGUUAUUGUCGUAAAUUUCUGGAUUGGUAAAUUUUCGGUUUAUCGCCCAGCCCUAGUAUGGAGGCUGUAUCUUGGCAAACUGGCAUAUCAACACUCCACUCGACAGAUGUGUAACCAGCAUAGAUGUGGACUUUAACCUGUAAAGAGGACCAGAGGUUGGUGGUGAUAGCUUUUCUUACCUUAAACUUUUAAUUUUACUUCUUUCGUCUGCCGACUCCAUUUUUAGGCAGUCCAUUGUAGGAAAUAAUCUCAGACAAGUUUGCUAAAUUAGUCAGAAUUCAAAUAUCUGUCACAACUUCUCGGAAGCUAGUCACUUCAGAAAACCCUGUGGGACAAUUUGGAUCCACCACACAGGAAGAAAUCACUGCAGAGAGAGUACAAAUACAUCCUUUGGUUUGAUGGUUUUGGAAAGUGGUCUCCAGCUGGUUGUCCCUCUCUUCUGUAAGCAGUUAAAAUCUCAUCACAGGCCUCCAGAGCUUCAAAACUGCUUCAUUGCUUUGAGCCUCUCUCACAGUCAGACUUUAACUUUGGGAUUUUAUUGUUUUGUAAAGCAGAUUAAACCAAAAUCAAUCUUCUUCUUGUGGAGCAACAGAAAGCAAAUAUUAUUGGUGUGUUGAGUCAAUGUUGUUGAUAUCAGGGUUAUUUAUAAUUUAGGUUUGUUCUGGCUGCUUCUCUAUCCGUCUGGUCGGACUAAUGGACGUGUGAUGUUCUGAGGGUGUUAGCCAUCUGCACUCUGGAGUAGCAAGCUGUAUUAUUCAAUUCAGAGCAAAUCCUUUAAAUGAAUGACUUGAAAACUUUCAUGCAGUUUGAUAUUGUUUGAUUAUUAUUCUCUGAUUUGGGUAAUGAUUGUUGACUCUGCAUGCUGCCCACAAGCCAUGCAGCCAAAAGCCACGGGACACUAUUAAAAAGUCAUGUAUUCUGCUUGUCCAUGUGUAAGAGAACAGAGCCAAAAACCUGCCUUCAGGGUUCAUAUAUGUGUGUGUGUGUUUGUGUUUCAGAGCUUUGCCUGUCGAUGUGUGCUUUGCUGCCGUGGCAACCAGAGCUACCAUGUACUAAUAUUUUAGUUUGCCUUGCAUAAUCGUCUGCUUUUGUCAACGCUCUGAGUAGAUUUUCAGUAGAGGAGGCACUGGGGGCUGAUUGUCUGCAGCUCUGAGCUCCACAUUGAUCAUCUAAUCGACCCUCCUGCAGUUUUCGACAGAUUCACAGACUCAUCAGACGCGUAUUUAUCUGCUCCAUCUCUCUAAUCCAAAAAUGAAAAUCCCCUCAAACUUUUUGUUUAUUACUCUUUUAAUCUCUUUGUUUAAAUCUGCUCAUUUUUUUCUGUUUGUCCAGCCAAAAUGUGUGUGCUUUGAGACAAAAAAAGACUGAUAAACAUAGACCAAGUAAAAGCAGAGAACUCAGACAAUAAAAAAGAUGCAAUAACUUAUGAUACUUCAUAUCAGAGGUACACAGUGGUUCAGCAGGUUUUCGGCACCUUUUACCUGAAAUCUGAACAAGCCUGCAGCAUCUGACAUCUGCACAAAGUCUGUUUUUUAUCUGCAAUAUUUGCAUUUUGUCUCGGAGCCUGACUGUUGACAGUCAGCCAAAGAUAAGUAUAAAUUCUGACAUGAUCUUUUAUUAAACUACAACUGUAAUUUUAGUAAAGGGAAGCAUCAGUUCCCCUCUGGAACACUGUCAGACUUUAACAUUGUUGUUAACUUUAAUGACAGUUAAUCAUCAGUUUUGUUUGGGAGUAACAGAAGUUACCAUAGACAUCUACAUUAAAAUCUGUUUCAAGUCCCUCUACUCUCUUCCUGCUGCAGCCUAAAGGGUUCCCAUGACCCAGGUCUGGUAAAAUAUUUAAUCCGAACAUGUAGGGCUGGGUGAUAAACCAAAAAUUUACCGAUAACAAAAUUUACGACAAUUGCCAACAUCAUUUUGCCCAUGUCAAUAUAUUCAGUGUCAAAUAAAUAAAUUAUAAAAGUUGGUUUUGGAUGUGUGUCAGUAGGCUAUGGUCUCAUGUCCCUUUAAGACACUGUCCUACAUCAGAGACGUGACUCCACCCCAUCCAGUCUGUAACAAAGAGGGAAAUACAGGUGAGGAGAUGGAGGACGGUUCAAAAGUUGUAGCAGAUGAAGUAGAUAAAGUUAAUGUGGGAGGAGGUGAGCAGCUUGUGGAGUAGUUAUCGUCCAUUUAUCGUUAUCAAGAUGAACAGCUCAAUGUAUCGUGAUAUUGAUUUAAGGCCAUAUCGCCCACCCACAGUUAACACAGACAUCUACAUUAAAACCUGUUUAAAGUCCCUCUAACCUCUUCCAUGAUCUAGGUCUUGUAAAAUAUUUAAUCCAAACAUGUAAUAUCCAUGAAGAUCCACUUCAAAUCUACAAAGGCUGUACACUCUUGCUCAAGUUGUCUAUGAUCCAUCUUACCAUACAAGAUCAGUGCUGGAUCUGAAACAUAUUUUAGGUAAACGAACUGACUGGGGGUUAUUGUCGCAACAACUCCUGCAAUAAAAUCAAUCUGUGUUUUUUAGAUCAAAAUAAUGUCAAAAACACGGCUGUAGACAAAACCAUUCAACCACCUAUCAUCUGUUCCUACUCUGGAGCCGACUAGCAAAGGUGACUGUGUAAUUGACAAGUCAACUACGAGUACACAUUUCUACUUAGCACACAAUUCACCUGAAAGGCAUGAGCGUUUUAGCACUGGCAUGCUGACAUUAGUUGAAGGUUUUUUUUUGUUGUUGUUGUUGACUGAUCACAGUUUAGUUUGAAAGCCUGCCAGAGCCUUUUGUCUGACAAAUAUGUAAAUUUUAUUUUGUUUGUACUGCUUCCAAAGCGCUGGAUGUACUUUAGAAGAGUUGUGAUUUAUUUCUCUGAAUUUGUUGGAUAUGGCAUUAUAUAAGUCGAGUCUCUCUAAAGUGCUGCUUUCAACAACAGAUUUAACCUGAGUUGAACCUGUUUGUGAAAGGUGAUACCUCUCACAGGCUUCAAAUAAUAAUGAGAGGAUCAGGUGUUGUCUGGCUUUUCAUUUGCAGCUCCAUAGGAAGUGUUUCAUGUCUGUUUUUCCAUGUUGUAUCACUUACAGCUCACUCUGUUCGUUCUCUGUUUUGACAACAUUACGUCACACUCUGAGAAAUGCGAUGUAGAUAUUCUCUCUUUAUUAUGGAGUAACUGUUCAUAAUGAUCUUUUGAUUUGUGUUUCAAUAGGCGGAGCGCAGUGGUUGCGAUGUCCUUAGCAUCCCGGUGCCCAUGCGGCGCGGCGGCUCAGAGUCCAACCUGGACGUGGUCGACAGCAUCGGAGACGAUGGAGUCGGCCUUGAUUUCAACAAGGGAGCGCUGGGUAUCGACAGCCUGCAGCAGAAGAUCCUCAAGGUCAGCAGAAACAUCGGUCACCACCUGCCUGCGCGGCCUCUGUGCAGAUUAAUUGUCUUUGACUUGCAGAACAGCGUGUCUGCAUGUGACUUGUGGGCACUGCACAAACAUCUCACAAGACACAGUGAAAUGCCUCCUCUGUUCGGUUAGCAGAGUAGUUAGGCUGUGUUCCUUUCCUCAGGAUUUCAGCUUCAGUGCAAGUAAAGAAAUUGAAAUCAUGAGUUUAGUUUGAAAGAAAUUCUACCCCAUAGUCUUAUUUGUUUUCAUUACUGUUUGCUGUCCCAAGUUUCAUCACAAGUUGCUUGAAAGCCUCUAAAGGGAUCAUUUCUGCCAGAGGGAGAUAAGGAGUCAGGAUGGUUUGAUUCGGAUCACUCUCAGGGGAUCUUUCUAAAAGUUUGGAGCUGUAACUGAAACCCAGUGUAGAGCUCAUUAACAAAAUUGAACCUCUGCUCCCAGAUGGCUAAACAAACAAAGCAAUAAACACAAAUUGAAACCAUUUCCUUAGAGCAAACUGCUUUUUUCGCUGGCAGUGACAGGCUGAUUGAGUACCCGAUAAGAUUCAUAUAUUUACUGUCAGCAUUAUCCUUGAGGAUGUUCGGGUUAUUCCCAACCUCAUUAAAGGGUCUCAGUGAAGAUUACAUGUAAAGUAAAUGAAGAACAGCUUGUGGUUGUUUAUUGUACAAAGAAUUGUAAACCGUUCGUCCCUGCUGCUUGCACCGUCUCAAGGACUCAUUUACAAAGAAUACAGCACUAAAUGACAUUUUCUUUUCUUUUCUUUGCAUACACAUUCACACACGAAAAUAAAAAAAAAAUUAUUCAUUCAUUCAAUGAUAUUAAAGCUAAAAAUGUUAACAAAAUUCUGCAACUCUCUGCAGUUUGCUCUGGUGUUGCAUUGUGACUAACAUGAGCUGUCAGCAUCACCACUCUCCACAGAGCUUCACUGUGCACUCUUAUCCUGACAGAACUAAAUUAUAUUCUCACAUAAAUGAUGACCUGGAUUAGGAAUGAAAGUCCUUCCUAGUUUGUUGUGAGGUUCAUUCAUGACAGAUGUUCAGAUAUAUCACCUCUAGGUAGGGCUGGACGAUAUGGCCUCAAAUCAAUAUCACAAUAUAUUGAGCAGUUCGGCUGGAUAAUGAUAAAUGGUCGAUAACUACUCCACAAGCUGCUCACCCCCUCCAACAAUAACUUUGUCUACUUCAGCCACUACAACUUUUGAACCGUCCUCCAUCUCCUCACCUGUCUUUCCCUCUUUGUCACAGACUGUAUGGGGCGGAGUCACAUCUCCGAUGUAGGACAGCAUCUCAAAGGGACAUGAGACCAUAGCCUACCUACACACAUCCAAAACCAACUUUUAUUUAUUAAAUAUUUGACACCAAAUACACCGAUAUAGGCAAAAAGAUGUUGGUUUUUGUAGUAAAUUUCGGUAUCGGUUAAUUUUCGGUUUAUCACCCAGCUCUACCUCUCGGUCAUCCAGAGGUAAGAUUGUCGUCUUCUUGAUCAUUGACAAGUUUGAGUGUAAGAACAAAAACAGUCAUAAUUUAUCAGCGCCAGUGUCUGGGAAUGAGGGAUUUUUGCAGUGAGGCAUAUUUGCAUGAAGAGGUGCGUAUUUUGCUCCAAAUGAACUCACAGUGACUCAUUUAAACACAAAUAAACAACACUGGUGCAUAGAGAUGCUGAUUUUUUAGCAGUACAAUCCACAGAGCAGUGAACCCUUCACAGACCCCAUAUUCAAUAACCCUUUGUGAAUUAGACGGUGUCUUUUAGCUCAUUUGCAAAGGUUGAGCCGGGGCAACAACUAUGUAAUCCUUUUGUGAAUCACACUUUCUGUGUUAAAUUGGAUAUGACAGAUAAAGAAAGACAGAAAUCAGGGGCGAGGGGAGCUGGGAUGAUAUGCACGAUAUGUUCACAGGUUGUCGUCGAUUUGCUGACCAGUGCUUCAAGGAUUUUAUAUACCUACUUUUCCUACCCAGCACACCUUUCAAUGUGUUUUAAUGCAUUUUCUUCUUCAUUAAACAUUUGCGUAUUAUUCUUCACUCUCCAAAAGCAGCUCUGUUUAUGUCCCUCCGGUUUAUUUCCUUUCUUGAUUUGCCAACAGUUUUCUGUCUCCUGGCACAUCACGACUCCCAACACAUUUGGUGAAUUAGUAAGCAGCUGUUUUGACAAAAUAAGAAAAGAAAUCUAGCCAGAACAAUAGCGGAGCGCUGGCACCUGAAAACUCCACAUUACCUUCAAGCAGUUCAGGCACCAGCAAAAAAAGGAAGAAGUAGCAGAGUCAAAAUAUCACAAACAAUAAAAUGAAUUUAAAAACUCUUGUGAAGCUCAGUUGACAGGUUAAUUUUAGAGAAAAAAGACCCUCAGCUGAAGUUGUCUGAUGGGAUAACAACACAGGCGGAGGGUUUUUGCUGUAAGUGCUGCUUCAGCUCAACAAUACAACAUCUUCACACAAGUCAUUACUGAGAAUCAUAAACUUCAUCAUUAUAUUCCAUCCAAAAAAACGAUUCCAUAAAUUCACAGAGCCAAAAUGAAGCAUUUCAGGCUAAUAUGGUUUUCAUAGUUUAACAUGAAUAUGGAGGUUUUUUCUUUGAGAUUCAAGUCAUGCAGAGCGACUCUCUAGGCUCCCCAGACUGAUAUCAUGAAAGGUGAUAAUUGAGUAUAAAAGGUCGACUUAAAAAGAUGACUCACAGCUCUGAUGACAAAUGCCGCCCUAAUAAUGUUCUGUACAGGCCUUCAGAGUAGGAUAGAGAGGAAGAUGCAACAAACACUGACAAAAGUCACUGCUUGUUAGUUAAAACAGGCCAUAAAAUCAAGUCCAACCCACAACAAACAAUCAGCUGAUCUUAACAUCAGCCCAUAUCAGCCGACAGCUCGACUAAUUACCCUCCGAUUUGCAAAUGUCAAAAUGGGUGUUGUGUUAAAAGUGUUUCAGCUUGCCCACGCUUCCUGCUCCCUCUGCAAACAGCUUUAGCAACCCAAUCCUGUUAUUAUACAAGUGUCGUAUGUAUUGUCACCAUUGCCUGCUCUAUUCUAUACCUCAGAGGAAUGAUAAUUCAACGAUAGUUCCCUGACUGAGUAGACCUCACCCAUGUCAAUUUAAAGGGAUAUUCCGGCAUAAAAUUAAUUUAGGGUCAAACACACCAUAACACCGAGUUAGACACCCCCUCGAGAGAUGAAUGUUGCUGACCGCUUGCUUCUCUAGUUAUACUAACUUUAGUAACGACCGCACGAUAGCAAUACACAGCGGUCUGAGGAGCCAUAAACAAACGCCACUCCAUAGCCACAAAUAAUGCUCAGAACAGCACCUAACUUCAUCAACAGGACAUGUAGGGUCACAGCCAUAGCACUAGCCACCAAACAUCUUUUUAGCUUUGCUUAAUUUCUUUAGCAAAGAGACUAAACACAACUCACCUACUCUCUUCCAGCAGCCGCUUGUUUGUAGUGAGACCUCGACCAGUCCAUUAUCGACUGAGGUGGGGGGAUGCAGCUCAAGGAAGAACAUUUCUGAUCAUUACUUCAUGGAAAUGCAAUCAGACUGAGACGCUAAGGCAAAAAAACUACUGCGUCUGCAGAGCAAAAUGAUUAAUAUCGUGAUUAUUACUUCAAGGAAAUGAUAAAGUAAUAAUCAUAAAUGUUCUUCCUUGAGCUGCGUCACCCCGCAGCUGUCCGUAAUGGACUGGCCUGAGGUCUUGCAACAAGCAAGUGGCUGCUGGAAUAGAGUAGGUGAGUUGUGUUUAGUCCCUUGCCAAAGAAAUCAGGCAAAGUUAAAAAGAUGUUUGGUGGCUAGUACUAUGGCUGGGACCCUAUAUGUAUUGUUGAUGAAGUUAGGUGCUGUUCUGAGCAUUAUUUGUGGCUAUAGAGUGGUGUUUUGGUUGAGGUUUGUUUAUGGCUCCUCAGACCGCUGUGUAUUGCUAUUGUGUGGUCGUUACUAAAGUUGGUAAAACUAGAGAAGCAAGCAGUCGGCAACAUUCAUCUCUGGAGGGGGUGUCUAACUCGGUGUUAUGGUGUGUUUGACCCUAAAUUAAUUUCAUGCUGGAAUAUCCCUUUAAGUCUAAAAGUAUGAAAACAAAUUUUACAUCUUUGGUUAAACUCUACGUCUCUCUUAAGGUAACAGAGAAGAUCAAGGUGGAGCAGACCGCUCGGGACCAGAAUGUGGCAGAGUACCUGAAGCUGGUGAACAAUGCCGACAAGCAGCAGCAGGGUCGAAUACGCCAGGUCUUUGAAAAGAAGAACCAGAAGUCCGCGCACACCAUCGCCGGGCUGCAGAGGAAGCUGGAGCAGUACCAUCGCCGCGUGAAGGAAAGCGAGACCAACGGGAAACACAGCCACAAAGAUGGCAGCAGCAAGGAGUCCGGGACUCACAGCAAAGAGGGUAGUCUGAAGGACGUCAGCGCCACCGGGAGACACCCACAUUUAGAUAAGGUGAAGACCAUCGGGCCUGGUGUGUCGCUUUCACCGCCCUUCUUCUUCAACAAACCACGAGAGUUCGCCAAUCUCAUUAGGAAUAAGUUCGGCAGCGCUGACAACAUCGCCCAUCUCAAGAGCUCCAUGGAGUCAGGGUCGGGGUCGGGGCUGCAGGCAGAAGGCGGGGCGAGGGGUCUGAGCGGGAGCGCCACAACAGUAGCCAAAGCAACCAAGUAUCAAAGUGACGACGAGUGCUCAACGGGGACAUCUGCAUCCGCCGACUCGAACGGGAACCCAGCCGGCGGCUCUGGAGCGGGGUCAGGAGGUCCAGGGAGGUCAGACUCGAAUGGGAGGCUCGGAGAGGUGCUGGACAUGGUGCGGGACAUCAGGGAGGCUCAGGCUCAGCUGGCCGAGGACAUGGAGACUCUGAGCACACAGUUCAAACGGGAUUACAGCUACUUCACUCAGGUGAUACAGGAGGAGAGAUACAGGUGAGGACAGCAUCACGGCAUAUGCUUAUCAACUCACAGGACACACACACAACCAAUAAUUCACUCUCAGAAUUCACUCUAAAGUGAAAGUCAUAGAUAAGUAGGUCAAGCUGCACUCUGUGAGAUUAAAGCUGAGGUUUUCUUUUUUGGGAAAAACCAUAAAAAGGCCGAGUACAGUCUUCCUCUUCUUGUUAAAAGCCUGAACCAGCAUGCACUUCAUCUAUGCGUGCUGCAUACUCCAGAUACUUCUUUCAUAGAAAAUCUCUGAACAGAAUCUAACAACCCGCUGCAACACUUUGAAAUAUUACAGGAGAGAGAAUGAAGUCAACAGCUGACCUGUCAGUAGAAAGAGCUGCUCAGAAUCCAUCGAGAGUUGCAUGAAAUUGCCUCUAAUUGCCUUAAAAUCCUGCAGAUAUGGAUCUGCGUUUUAUUGAAAUUUUUUGACAGAUCCUUUUUGACCCGCUCUUCAAAAUGAGUCAGUCUAUUUUUUGGGUGCUUUUCAGUGUAGAGUACAAGCUCCUAGGAGCAGGUAUGUUCUUUUGAAUCCCAUUUUUUGCCUUCAUUACCGUAAGGGGCAUGUUUUGCAGGAGCCUGAGCACGGGCGAAGUUCAGGAGCUGGAUUUGAACGUCACCGCUGUGCUUCUGAGUGAUCGUCACGUUGAUUAACUCUCAGACUGCUCAGCUGAUGAGUCAAAAGUAAUACCAGUACGCAGUUUGUGUCAAAUGAAAUUAGAAUAUCACUGAAGCAGGUUUGAGUUUGAGUUACAGAUGUAGCUAGUUUGACUAAUUUCAGCAGACCACCACAUUUACCACGCUGGUAAAGCAGUGCUUGUUAGAUCUAGGGCAGUGGUUCUCAAGUCCAGUCCUCGAGGCCCACUGUCCUGUAUGUUUUGGAUGUUUCCCUGCUCCAACACACCUGAUUCAAAUGAUCAGCUCGUUAUUGAGCCAUUACAGAGCUUGAUAACGAGCUGCUCAUUUGAAUCAGGUGUGUUGGAGCAGGGAAACAUCCAAAUCAUGCAGGACAGUGGGCCUCGAGGACUGGACUUGAGAACCACUGAUUCAGACCGGGUUCUGGUUGGCAUGUUGUGGUAUUUUAAGAGGAACAAACUAAACUGGAACUCCUGAAAAGUGGAUGCUGUUGUGCUAUCCAGGGAUCACUGGACGUCAGUGAGUAAACAAAGUAACCUCAGAGUGGCUGCACACUUGAACUGGGACACUAUGCUUUUCCUCCGAUUCGAUUCUUCUACGUUUUUUUGGAUGCCGAUUUGAUUUAAAUUGCGAUAUUACGAUGUUGUCGAUUUUUUUUUUUAUUUUUUAGUCUGCAUUUUUAAAACCAGUGAAACAGUUAAUUCUUAAAUUUGAAAAAAAAAAAUUUUUUUUUGAACAAAAAAAUCGAUUUAAAAAUUGUAAAACAAAAAAUCCCAAUAUGUAUGCAAAUAAAUUUUUUCCCCACCCCUAGUGUACACCAAAUUCACUCUGGUUGGAAAUGUUGUAGAUGCACUAAAAGAUCCAGAUGCGUUUCAAUUUUAUCCCUAAAAAAAUAACAAUUCAACACUUUUUUCACAUACUAGGGCUUCAAAGCUGUCUCCAAUCUCGGUCAUGGUUUCAGAGCACACCGGGGAAGCAGUGUGGCUUUUGUUUUAAUGAUAAAUCUAAAAAAACCUAAUCAUCUUUUUAAUAUGCCGUUCUUGUAAUGACUUGUUUGAUAUCUGUGAUGUAUCACACUCCAGUAACCAAUCGUUUGACAGCCUUAGUUUUACAACAGUAGAAAUUCAGAACACAAGUAUGUACAUAAAACCCUCAAACUCCAACUCCACCCAGCCCAUGAUCAUCACAACACUGGCAUAACUGCAGUUACACAAGAGGAUGAAAAAUGAUUAUGUCAACAUGAAAGAGUCAAAAGGGGAAAAUAACAAUAAAACUGUAAGAUCAAAAGUGGACUUCUUAACCUCCUUGAGUCCCUGAAAGUCCUUUGAAUGACCUAUCUUUGGAGAGAUAAUGACUUUUGGUUGAACUGUUGCCAUCAUGUUCGCUAUGAGGACUCAGAAGUAGGGAUUCAGAGUCUAGCAGCAGGAAUUAUCAGCUGUGAAUAAAAUCGUUCAUAUGUUUUCACCACUCCAAAUAUGAACAAAUAUGAACACUGGAUUUGUAUGUUUGUACAUGUGCUGUUAAACUUUGAAGUGUCUUUAAGGAGACAUUAUUAAAAGCUUUUCUGACCUAAAAAUAGAAAAGAGAGCUUACACACAAACCCCCUGACAGUUGCUAAGUCAACCAAGGGCAAAUGUUUUCAGCAGUAGUACAUAAACUGCUGUACUGUAACUCGCCCACACACACGCACACACACACUCUCUCAAUUAUGCAUUGUUUCUCUCUCUUUUUCCUUGCCUCUCUGCCUCCACCUACUCUUCAUGUUUCUGUGUGUGUGUGUGUGCGUUUCUGUGUGCGUUUGUGUCAGGUAUGAGCGAUUGGAGGACCAGCUGAAUGACCUCACAGAGCUGCACCAGCAUGAGACCAGCAACCUGAAGCAGGAGCUGGCCAGUAUUGAGGAGAAGGUGGCGUACCAGGCUUAUGAGAGGGCCAGAGACAUCCAGGUAAUGUGUGUUUAUAUGCACACACAAAAAACACACCUGACAAUCACAAUCAGUCUUCAACCAACACUUAAAUCUAGUCAGGUAUUGUUAUUUUAAAGGUGGUAUAUAAAUAAAAUAAGCAUUGUUAUUACAAUCACUAGUAGUAGUAAUACGAGUAGGAGUAGUAUGAUUUCAUCUUUUGUGUCUUCUGGGUGUGAUCUCCAUAUUAGUCAUUUUUCUGCUACCCACACUUGGGCUUUUAAAUAUCCCCUGUGUGCCUUGAGGUUUUUUUUUUAGUUUUUUGGUGUAAAAUGAAUCAUUGAUAUUCAGUAUGUUCUGUCAUCAUGUUCUGUUAUUUUCCUCAAAUUAAUUUUAAACCAAUAUCAAACACGAGAUGCUUUAGUUCAAACAAAAUCAGACGCCCACUCCUCCUCAGCUUUACUCAUAUCUGCAUUAAAUCAGCAGCUUUCUAACAAUCUGAACAACCCAGUGACUUUUUAAUCUCCUCUGCUGCCUCAUAGGUGAGUCUGAGAUUUGUUGUUAUUGACAGCUGCUCCGAACAAGGUCGACAGACAGCCCGAUGUUUGUCUUUAAUUAACCCGAAAUAUCUCCACGGGGUACUUUCUAGAUGUUUUGGUGUCAUACCUGUCUACUCAGAACAGCUUUGAUAGCAGCACUAACAUCAUUAUUAACCCAUUAAGACCUGAACCCUGUCUGAGACACGCCUCUGAAAUCCUGAGGGCAAUUUUGUGAAUGACCCCCAGAUCCUGAGGUUUUUUGAAGUGUUGAGGUUUACGAAAAAACUGGUAUCUCAGCCUCUGUAGCAGAUAGAAACAGAGCUUACACAUGUGGAUUUCAAGAUAACUACCUUUUAUUUUUCCGAACCUUCAUCUCAUUAUUGAAAACCUUGAACAAACAAACUCAAAUGAAAUAAAGCAGUUGUAUAAAUAAAAGUAAAGGCUCUGCACUGGAGAAUAAAUGGGUUAAUUCACUGAGGUCAAGAGUGCAUUCAAUGGUCAGGUAGCGAUGAGAGCACCCUCUGCUGGACCAAACGGCAAAUUACUUAAUACGGUUAUUCUGCAUUUUAAAUUUGACAGGCUUUCUGCAGUUUGAACUUUUUCCUUUGAGUUUGAACAAAGACUCAAACUUCUGAUUAAAAGUGACAGUCUAGUUGGGAGAAUAUCUGUCAGUUGUUAUGUCUGGAGUUGUUACAGCUCUAAGAACAAAACUCAGAUACUGGAAGUCAACUGAACACCCAGAGAUGGAAGAAAGGGUCGGUUUAAUGACAAAAACAGCCUCUUGUGAAUCAGUGCUGCUCAGAGUGACUAAAAGAAAUCAGACACCCUGGCUGGAGUUAUAUUAUACUACCUGAAACCUGAAAUGUGAAACAGUUUUGUGACCUGUAGUUCAUGGAUCUCCUUUUUGUCCUCAUUAUCUUUAAUUUGAUGUCAACAGAGUCUCAUUUAAAGUGUUAACUGUCGUGUACCAGUCCCUUCAAAUUCAGUAAAAACUAGAUUUACAAAAAAAGAGAGAAAAACUGACAGUCCUGUGUGAAAAUUAAGGGCUGUUAAAUCAAUCACCCUGUGCGCAGAGGGGUUGGUCUGACAGGCUGUGGCUGGUUGGAGGUUAGAUUCCAGUUUUUGGUCUCACACUUCAUCACCUUCAUCCACUCUCUCGUCACAGUUUCCUAUCUCUCUAUAAAGGCAUAAAAAGAUUUAAAAAAAAAUAGAAAGAAAUAGGAAUUAAGGGGUAAUUUUUGAAGAUAAGCCAAAACCAAUAAAAGAAAAUUUGAACCUUUGCCUGCUGUCUUUAUUAUUGACUGCAGCAAAAACUUAGAGAUGUUUUAUUGCUCAGAGCAAUUCUCCAAGCCAACAAACAAAACCUGUUCCAAUUUUAAAAAUAAAGAAACAAGAACAAACUGGAGGGCCAAGUUUAAAACUUUGACGUUUUUACUUUAUCCUGUAAUUUUCUGAAUAAGAAAAACCUCCAGAAUGAGCUGCUCCUCUCUUCUCUCAACUUUAUGAUUCCCUGGUUUCCUUCUCUGGCAGUUUUCAUUUUAAGGAUAAAAACAGGUCCGUCUGUGAUGUCCUCCUCUUAUAGCUCCCCAGUCUUUAUUUAUUAUUAACUGUGCUCAUGUCGUGUGUUUAGGAGGUCCUGGAGUCGUGUCAGACCCGAGUGUCGAAGCUGGAGCUCCAGCAGCAGCAGCAACAGACGGUUCAGGUGGAAAACACAGACGCCAAGGUGCUGCUGGGGAAAUGCAUCAACAUCAUGCUGGCUAUUGUCACGGUGAUCUUAGUGUGCGUUUCCACGGCAGCAAAGUUCACCGCCCCGCUGCUGCGUAGCCGCCUCCAUCUGGCGCUCACCUGUGUGGGCGUGUCAGUAUUAGCACUGCUGUGGAAGAACUGGGAACAUUUACAGUGCGCCUUGGAACGGUUAGUCCUCCCACACUGAUCCAGGAGCGCUAAUGAGACCAGGAAACUUUGUCUGACCUUGGGGUCCAGGUGUCCAUGAGGCUUGUUGUCACAGCAACACAGAAACUAGGGAGGAGUUUACAUGUAGCCUCACACUGGUCCCUCGGUCCCCUGUCAAUUAUAGGCUCCAUGAUGACUGGUUUACAGCCCUGCAUGUCUAAAAGGGGUCCACACAAAUCCUUGAAGCCUUUUCCAAGAAUGCACCGCUGCAGUGAUUCCGACAAACACACACGUAAGCUGACAUAACUUUUCACAACUGUACAAACCUCGACGACACGCUGUCUACAGAACUACUCAACAUUUACACGUCAUAACAGAGCAUCACUACAGCCCAGAGUAUCGGACCGUUAAGUGAUAAAGCAGCUGGGAUUUGGCACGUGGUCGCUGUGUUAUUGGCUUUUGGAUUCAUUAGAGGAUUCUAGCCGCACACAACAGACGCUAAAAUCUAAAUAUAGAGGAGUAGGCAGGAAAACACACUGAUUAUGUCCUGUCCUUAAAGGAAAGUGUGUUCUAGCAACACCUCUAAACAAACAAACAAACACUCACAGGCAGUAUAAAGCCGCUGCAUCGGUUUUGUUACUGCACAGUCUGCCUCCUCGAGCACCAGCCAGCUGUGACAACACAAAUACAACACAAAGACAACACAAAGACAACACAUCACAAAGACACGUCCACCUGAAGGUUGAUCUGUACUGCGUCUUCGGUAUUUACGUCAUGUUUUUGUCAGUUUCUCGUACAAAAGGACGAUUUCGAAGCUGUUGUUUUGGCGUGUUUGUUUCCGUGCGACUGUCUUCAUGUAAUGUGCGCCUGCUUUGUGUGUCUCCACCGUGUUUUAAAGAAACUGUCGCACAUUUUGUGAAAUAUUUGCUUUCUUGAUUUGAGUGUAGUGGUUUUCUAGGCGCCUUAUUUAAAGGUACAGCUAGGAAAGGAUAAACAGAACUUAGCACAAAGUCUGGAAAAACUGCUCGCCUAGCUUCGUCUGAAACAGAACUUAAAAAACAUCAAUAAACAUGUUAUUUUGCAGUCCUUUAAGUCUUGAAGGGUACAAAUUUUAAUCUUGUGCAUACUUAGUUAUUUUCUUUGGAAACAAGGAAUCAUCUUGUGUGCACAAGUUACCGUAUUUUUCGCACUAUAAGGCGCACCGCAUUAUAAGGUGCACCAUCAAUGAACGCAUCUAUUUGCGUCUAUUUUCAUACAUAAGGCGCACCGGAUUAUAAAGCACAUUAAGCCAAAAAAAAACCAGUCAGAUAAGUCAAACUUUAUUUAACUCAGUCAAUAACUCCGCAAGGCUACGAUAGCUACAGUGCUCCGACAAACCAAAAGGAUUUUAAGUGUGCCUUAUAGUGCAAAAAAUACGGUAAUAUCUUGUAUCUGUUGUGCACAACAUGAUUAUCAUGUGUGAAUAAAUUCUCGCACAAGUUGACAUCUUGCAUGUCAACAUCGCACCCAGGGGGGAGAAAAAUGUGUAUUCUGUGUAAUAAAUUUCUAAAGUUUUUUUCUCAGCUCCAUCGAGUUUGCUGGAGGAGGCGGUGUUUAUGUCCUAUACUGCAACCAGCCACCAGAGGGUGCCGUUUUUCGCAUGGGGGCUUCACCCAGUCUAUGGUUGAAAAUCAAAAAAUUAAUUCAACAAGCAAACAUUUUAAUCCUUUCAAAAAAAUUCAGACUAAAACAUUUUUAAAACUGACUGCAGACUUGUUUAUUUUUGCUCUAGAGUUGAGCUUUUUGGCUUAGUGUGUAUGUGGUUUUCAGUGCUUCAGCAGCCAGCCUCAUGUGGACAUUUUGGGAACUGCAGUUUUACCCGUAGCUUGCCCAUUGACACAGACAUACAUCCAUCUCAAACUGUCUACAAGGACAAAAGCGAUCUAGUCACAUUUUACCAGAGGGUGUCCGUUCUAUAUACAGCCUGUGAGUGUAUCUCAUGUUCUGGUGCUGCUAUUCUUCACAACCCUGUUUCAGACGCGUCUGAGGUAUCGAUCCUCUCGGCUAACUCUCAUCAAGAAAGCUUGUUUGUAUAUUUCCCAAAAUGUGAAUCAACUCCUUAAAAGGAAAGCGUUUAAACUGCCUCCUGUCUCAUUGUGUUGAUGCUUCUGGGUUUUUUGUGAAAUGUUUUUGCAUUUUGAGGAAACAAAAAAAAACUUGUCCUGUGAGUUGACGUGCUUUACUCAGUUUCCAAAGACUGCAGCGUUAGCAUGAACCAGCGUUAGCAUGUAAACUGUGAGAAAAGCGCUAAAUCAUGUUUUGUUUAGUUUUUUUGAUAAAUUGCCUUUUUUUGCAAGAUGAACCGAACAAAUUAACUUGAGUGUGACGCCUUUUUAACUUGUGCUGCGUUCACUUCCUGUAGGAAACAAAAGCACCCCCUCUAACUGUUGGAAGUGGUGACCUGAAACCAAUUCCCACCUGUUGAAACCUGUUGAUGUUGCUCGUAUAAUUCCUUUCAGCAUUUUCACACCUGACUCACUCUAACAUCUCAGCAGAGACACAGUCAAGGUUUUACUUGCACAAAAAGAUCCUCUUUCUGACUUGGAAUAAAGAUUGCUGCUUUUUAGGUCAAUGUACUUUAAGAUAGUACAUCUGCUCUUGAACAGAAAAACACUUAAAUGUCAGACACCGAGAAAUAUCAGCCCCCAUUUUGCUGUUUCCGAACAGCAUUAAAGUGCUCAUAAAAGCAAACACUUCAGUGCCUGUUUCCUCUUUGUGACAUGAAUGCAGCACCAAAAGAGGGAAAAGACGCUGAACGAUGUAGCUCAAUGCUCCCUGAACCCUGUAUCACUGUGAUGAUGAGGGGACUGUUGCCUUUAAUGCAGCUUCUUUCUUGUACUGUCUAUUUGUGUCCCUUCAGAAGCCAAAUAUGGAGAUUUUUAAGGCGUCCCAGCCUUUCUAAACAACACUGAAAUGACUAUUUUUAUCUCUUUUGUUUCUUUAAGAUUGAAUUUUGAUUUUUUUUCUCCAAAUUAGCUUAAAAUCUAUCCUGUCUGUCGCUUAGGAGAGACAUAAACCCUCUCUCCAAGGCUGUAUUUUGAGUCCAUAAUGUAUAUUUUCACAUGUCUGUCUUUUCUUUGUGCAUUAGUUGCUGGUAAUGGGUUUUCAUAACAUCAUUAUUUUUUUCAAAAAGAGAGAAUAAAUCUUUGUUUUUCUAAGAUUGUUCUU